Messenger RNA from Podarcis lilfordi (Lilford's wall lizard), 83795 nucleotides. The record is from the annotation of a GenBank genome assembly. Lineage: Eukaryota; Metazoa; Chordata; Lepidosauria; Squamata; Lacertidae.
AUGGAAGGAGGAAGAUGGACGGUUGACCUGGUCAGGCUGUCUCCCGCAUCCCUCCCCACAACCUCUGAGCAUUCCCUCCCAGGACCCUUGGAGAAAUCUGGUGAGUUCCAGGGGAGAGGAGAUGGGGACAGGGAUAGAUGGAAGGUGGAGGGAGAAAGAGGAAAAGAUGGAGAGGAGACAAAUGGAAGGAAGUUCCUGACAUUAAGGAGGAGGGGGGUGAGGCCUUCUCCAAAGCAGCUCUUUGUUUCUUGAAUCCCUUUCAUAAAGUAGUGGGGGGCAGAUAUUCUUCCUCAAGAAUUUUAAAUCUUAGGAGUUACAGUGGUACCUUGGUUCUCAAACAUAAGUCUUCCAAAACCAAGGCAUACUUUCCUAUAGAAAGUAAUGCAAAAUUGAUUAAUCCGUUCCAGACUUUUAAAAACAACCCCUAAAACAGCAAUUUAACAUGAAUUUUACUAUCUAACAAGACCAUUGAUCCAUAAAAUGAAAGCAAUAAUCAAUGUUCUGUACCGUAAAAUAAAUAAGACAGUAUUGUAGAUGAUAAAAAUUAAAAUUAAAACAAAAAAACAAGCCACAGUCAAAAAUGAAAAAGCCACACAAACAAAAAAACAAAAAAUAGGAAACAACUAAAGCACCAAAUGUCACCUCAGAACACUGCAACCAGAAACGGCUUUUAUAUUGAUGGGGGGGGGGCUUAAAUUAACUGUGUAAUGGAACAAAUGGGAUGAAAAAAGCCUUGAUUACGAUGGAGAGGACUUUAAUUAGCUGCUCAAGGGUAAAACAGAAUGAAAAAAGCCUUAAUUAGGAUGGGGGGGGGACUUAAAUUUGCUGCGCAACAGUAAAAAUGGAAGCUCAGGAGCACGUUCGGUUUCCGAGGCAAAGGUCAAAAACAGGAACACCUACUUCUGGGUUUGCAAAUGAUGAAUCAACAGAAGCAUAGAACAAUCUAUGGACUUCCCUUUUUUUGAAAUAUUUUUAUUGUUUUUUACAAAUGCAAGUUUCUAUCAAAGACAUUUAUAUAAUCAUUUCAUGGGAUUCUCUGAAUCACAUGACUUCGCUCCAUCCCUUUCAUGGGUCCUUAUAUUACCGUAUUCUUCGCUCCAUAAGGCGCACCGGACCGUAAGACGCACCUAGUUUUCAGAGGAGGAAAACGGGGAAAAUAUUCUGAAUCAAAUGUUGUACUAAACUAUUUAAUAAACUACUGAUUUAUCAGAGUGAGACUAAGAGGGACAGGAACUGUAUGUUUGUUUAGUGUGCAGGCUCAAGGAGCCAGCGGAUCAGCUGAGACGCGGCGGAUUUGCGUAAUUUCCCCCUCUCCCUCAUCCUCUGCCCUCCAGUCCCCAGCAGCCUUCCUUUUCUACCUCCUGAUUUUCACUGCGCUUGUGGCUCAGAGCUUGAGGUUGGGGUUUUUUUGCUGCUGGUUGCUUAAAUUUUAUCCUUCCCCUCCUGUGUCCUUCCGUCCCUCUGCAGCCUCAUUGCUCCGUUUAGGGAGCGGGCGGACUUUCUGCAGCUGUUGCUGGCUGCGCACCACUUUUAAAAGUGCCUUCUGGCUUUGAAUCACCUGCCUCCCUUUACUAUUUUACUCAAGGUAUUUGCCCUGUGCCUGGGGGAUUUUUUCCAUUUAACAGUUUGCAGCCUCUUCCUUCCGUUGCUUGUUUUGAGGCAGGAUAGAUUUGAGCAAGUGAUCAGGACUUGGAUUGCAGGGGAUUCGCCAUUAGCUGUGUAAAAGCGCUCCUCCUUGCAGCCUUCUACUUUGUUUGUACACAUGGCUACUGGUAUCAGGUUCAGUUUGAGUAAUAAGCAGCCCCUGGCAGCAACAGAAUGGAGUAUAAAAAGGAGUAGGGGCACUGGGACCCAGACAAUGCUCAAAUCUAUCCUGCCUCAAAACAAGCUGCAGAAGUAAAAAGCACGCUCCCGCUCCCCUGCCCCUCAUCCCGUGCCCUCCCCAGCCUUUUUUUUUACUUCCUGGUUUUCACUGCGCUCGUGGCUCAGAGCUCGAGGUUGGGGGUUUUUUGCUUAAAUUUUAUCCUUCCCGAUCUUUCCCCUCCUGUGCCCUGCCGUCCCUCUGCAGCCUCAUCGCUCCGUUUAGGGAACACGCGGACCUUUGCUAGCUGAGGCUCGCUGUAAAGCAAGGACAGAAGCAAAGCGGGACAGAAGCCCUGUAAGCGGCUCCCGCUUUGCUUGACUGACGGGAGCCAUGGCUCCGGUCCAGUGCAUUCGCUCCAUAAGACGCACAGGCAUUUCCCCUUUCUUUUUAGAAGGAAAAAAGUGCGUCCUAUGGAGCGAAAAAUACGGUAAUUUGUCCAAAACUACAUACAGUGGUAUCUCUGGUUGCAAACUGGAUCCGUUCUGGAGCUCGACAGAUCCCGAGGUUUUUGCAAACCGGAGGACCGCUUCUGCACACGCACGCGGCACAAUAAAGUGCUUCUACGCGUGCAAGCAGCAAAACCCGGAAAAAUACCAGAGGGUUACGUAACACGAGGUACCACUGUAUGGAUACAUUCUCCACAGUUCUCAUUUAUCUAAAUUGUCCAUAAACUUAUUUACAAGUGAUUCCUAAAGUCCAGCUAACAUUUUGAUUUGCGUGCAGUAAUCUCAUAGGUAAAUUAUAAAUUUUCCCCAUUCUUUUUUAAAGUACUUGUUUUCUUGAUUCCUGAGUCUCAUGGCUAAUUUUGCCAUUUUGGCAGAGUCCAGCAGUUUGGACUCGUCAAACUCAUGCUGGUAGUUUCGUGAACACUAUCCAACCAUCUCGUCCUCUGUCGUCCCCUUCUCCUUGUGCCCUCCAUCUUUCUCAACAUUAGGGUCUUUUCCAGGGAGUCUUCUCUUCUCAUGAGGUAGCCAAACUAUUGGAGCCUCAGCUUCAGGAUCUGUCCUUCCAGUGAGCACUCAGGGCUGAUUUCCUUCAGAAUGGAUAUGUUUGAUCUGCUUGCAGUCCAUGGGACUCUCAAGAGUCUCCUCCAGCACCAUAAUUCAAAAGCAUCAAUUAUUCGGCGAUCAGCUUUCUUUAUGGUCCACCUUUCACUUCCAUACAUCACUACUGGGAAAACCAUAGCUUUUACUGUACGGACCUUUGUUGGCAAGGUGAUGUCUCUACUUUUUCAUUAUAUACCAUUUCCCAAAAUGAUACUGUUAUCUUACAUGACCACCACAUAUAGCAAAAGAUACCCGCUUGUUCUGUACAUUUCCAGCAGAUAUUUGAACUUACUCUAUACGUUUUAGAUAACUUACUAGGAGUCAAAUACCACCAGCACAUCAUUUUCAUGUAGUUUUCUUUCAAUGUACAGCAAGCUGUGAAUUUCAGAUCUGUUUUCCAAAGCCUCUCCCAAUCUACCAUUUGUAUGUUAUGUCCUAAGUCCCUUUCCCAAGAACUAAGAGUUCUUUUUGAAAUUGUGAUGUCUCAUAACUAAAACCUUUCUUUUUGUCUAUCUUAAAGAUAUCGUUUAGUUGAUGGUACUGUAACCAGUCAGGUACAGCUUCCCUUAUCUCUUCAAAAUCGUUUAAUUUCAGUUGGUUUUCAACUUCAGUUAACACCUCUCUGUAAGUCGGCCAAUUACUUCUCAUAUUCAAUUUUUUUUUCAGAGAUAUUGCUUCCAAGGGGGAAAGCCACCAGGGUGUUUUUACUGAAGCAAAUUUUUAUACUUCUCCCAUACCCUAAACAUUGGUUUUCUUACUAUAUGAUUCUGAAAAGCUCUAUGCACCUUGGCCUUUUCCUACCAUAAAUAUGCAUGCUAUACAUUAUUUGUGUCCUUCCAGAUCUAAAAUACAGUAUCUGUGUUUUCUAAUGUAAUCCAUUCCCGGUUCUAGCAGAUACAGGAUGCUUCAUAAUAAAGUUUCAAAUCCGGCAGGGUGAAACCUCCUCUCUCUCUUACAUCUGUUAAUAAUUUAUUUUUUAUACUUGGUUUCGUCCCUUGUCUGAUAAACCUAGAUAUAUCUUCUUGCCAUUUUUCAAAGCAUCCUGUGUUGCCUAUUGCCUGGACUGCUUAGAAUAAAAAUAACAUUUUUGGCAAUACAUUCAUUUUUAUUACUGAUAUUCCUCCCCAAAAUGAUAAAUUCAUUCUUCCCCAUAUCUCUAAAGCUCUUUUUAUUUCUUUCCACUCAUUCUUGUAAUUGUCCUUAAAAAUAUUAAUAUUCUUAGCUAUCAAACAGAUAUCCCAGUAUUUGACUUUGUUAUGUAUAACUAACUCUGUUUUCUGUUGUAAUUUCUUUUGGUCUUGCUCCAUUGUGUUUUUUACCAAAAACUUAGAAUCAUAGAAUCAUAGAGUUGGAAUAGACCACAAGGGCCAUCGAGUCCAACCCCAUGCCAAGCAGGAAACACCAUCAAAGCACUCCUGACAUAUAGUUGUCAAGCCUCUGCUUAAAGACCUCCAAAGAAGGAGACUCCACCACACUCCUUGGCAGCAAAUUCCACUGUCGAACAGCUCUUACUGUCAGGAAGUUCUUCCUAAUGUUUAGGUGGAAUCUUCUUUCUUGUAGUUUGGAUCCAUUGCUCCGUGUCUGCUUCUCUGGAGCAGCAGAAAACAACCUUUCUCCCUCCUCUAUAUGACAUCCUUUUAUAUAUUUGAACAUGGCUAUCAUAUCACCCCUUAACCUCCUCUUCUCCAGGCUAAACAUGCCCAGCUCCCUUAGCCGUUCCUCAUAAGGCAUCGUUUCCAGGCCUUUGACCAUUUUGGUUGACCUCCUCUGGACACGUUCCAGUUUGUCAAUGUUCUUCUUGAACUGUGGUGCCCAGAACUGGACACCGUACUCCAGGUGAGGUCUGACCAGAGCAGAAUACAGUGGCACUAUUACUUCCCUUGAUCUAGAUGCUAUACUAAUGAUGCAGCCCAGAAUUGCAUUGGCUUUUUUAGCUGCCGCGUCACACUGUUGGCUCAUGUCAAGUUUGUGGUCAACCAAGACUCCUAGAUCCUUUUCACAUGUACUGCUCUCAAGCCAGGUGUCACCCAUCUUGUAUUUGUGCCUCUCAAUUUUUUUGCCCAAGUGCAAUACUUUACAUUUCUCCCUGUUAAAGCUCAUCUUGUUUGUUUUGGCCCAGUUCUCUAAUCUGUCAAGGUCGUUUUGAAGUGUGAUCCUGUCCUCUGGGGUGUUAGCCACCCCUCCCAGUUUGGUGUCAUCUGCAAAUUUGAUCAGGAUGCCCUUGAGUCCAUCAUCCAAGUCGUUGAUAAAGAUGUUGAAUAAGACCGGGUCCAAGACAGAACCCUGUGGCACCCCACUAGUCACUCUUCUCCAGGAUGAAGAGGAACCAUUGAUGAGCACCCUUUGGGUUCAGUCAGUCAGCCAGUUACAAAUCCACUGAGUGGUAGCAUAGUCAAGACCGCAUUUUACCAGCUUCUUUACAAGAAUAUCAUGGGGCACCUUGUCGAAUGCCUUGCUGAAAUCAAGGUAGGCUACAUCCACUGUGUUCCCUUCAUCUACCAGGCUUGUAAUUCUGUCAAAAACGAGAUCAGGUUAGUCUGACAUGACUUAUUUUUCAGAAAUCCAUGCUGACUAUUGGUGAUCACAGCAUUCCUUUCUAGGUGCUCACAGACUGUUUGCUUAAUGAUCUGCUCCAGAAUCUUCCCUGGUAUUGAUGUCAGACUGACUGGGCGAUAAUUAUUUGGGUCCUCUCUUUUCCCCUUUUUGAAAAUAGGGACAACAUUUGCCCUCCUCCAGUAUGCCGGGACUUCGCCUGUUCUCCAGGAAUUCUCAAAGAUGACUGCCAGUGGUUCUGAGAUCACAUCUGCCAGUUCUUUUAAUACUCUUGCAGUUCAUCUGGCCCUGGAGAAUUGAAUACAUCUAAACUAGCCAAGUAUUCUUGUACUAUCUCCUUAGUUAUUCUGGGCUGUGUUUCCUCUGCUGAAUCAUUUGCUCCAAAUUCUUCAGGUCGGGCAUUGUUUUCUUUAUCGGAGAAGACUGAGGCAAACAAGGCAUUGAGUAGUCUUAUUCUUGUUUAGUUUAAAGCCCCUGGCCUGCCCGAAGUCCUGUAUCUUUUCUACCACCUUUGGUGGAGUAUUUAUGGAAUCCUUCACUGUAAUUACAAGGUGAACUGUGAAAGCUUUUAAUUUAUAUGCUUUAUUUUCUACUGUUAUUCCUGUAAUUAAUUUCUCUACUUUGUCUCCCUCGCCAGGGCCUCUAAUACCAAAAUAAAUAAUAAUGGUGAUAGGGGAUAUCCUUGUCUUGUCCCCUUCCUUAUUUUACACUUUUCUGUUAUCACCAUAUUAACAAUCAGCAUAGACUGUUGGUAGAAAUAAAUUGCAUCAAUUCCUCUCCCAAAUGCUUCCUCAAAAUUCAUUUUUUCUUUUAUCUUUUUCAUAAAAGCCCAUGAAACAUUAUCAAAAGCCUUUUCAGCAUCUAUAAACAUUAAGCCCGCUUUUUUCUCAAUUUUUACUUCCAAGUAUUGAAUAAUAUCAAUUAUAUUCCUUAUAUUUGUCGGGAUUCAAGCCUAUAUGAGUAGUAACUGGCAACUCUCCAGGCACCCGGCUUGAUCUCCUGUUAACCUCCUUGUCUGCAUUCCUCAGCGAGAUCCAGGCAGAGGUCGCGAUAGGCGAUCCUUCUCAGCGUGAGAAGAACACCCCCCCUCUUUCUUGCCCCCCCAGCAGGGGAAAGAGAUAGACAGAAACGUAUUUACAUGCCUUUAUUUCUGUCUUUGCAGCAUUACAAAAAACAUGACUGCUCUCUUCAAGCUCCAGCAGUCGAAUGACAAACACUUCCUGUACUUCCUGUACAGCUCAUAUUACACUCUGAGCUAAUUCCGGUGCUUCACACUGAAUUGACUGUCCCUCUGUUUCCCACGGACAGUCCCAACAUCAUGUGAUGUUUUCAAGCUAGCAGCUCGCAGCUGCAUUGCUUCUAUAUCGUAACAAUAUUUUCCUUCAUCUGACGUCCUGGUAGAAAGCAGGCCUGAUUGUGAUGAAUUUUUUCUGCUAAAACACCUUUCAUUCUAUUGCCCAAAAUAUGAGCAAUACUCUAAAUGGAGUAUUUUUCUCGCCUUUUAGUUCAAGAAUUAUUGAUUUGUGGUCCAAAAGUGUUCUUAGUUGUAUUUCUGCAUUUUUAAUCUAUGGAAUUCCAUCCUACAGGAAUGAUGGCCAACAAUUUGGAUAGCUUGAAAAAAGAGGAUUAGACUGACGUCUCUGCUCUGCCCUCGUGGUCCUAGGCAAUUAUGCUUCUUAAUACUAGUUCCUGGAAAGCACAGGAAGGUAGAGGGCUCUUGUACUCAAAUCCGGCUUGCUGGUUUCCCACAGGCAUCUAGCUGGCCAAUGUGAGAACAGGAUGCUGGACUAGGUGGGCCUUUUCCCAAUCAAGCAAGCUCUUCUUAUGUUCUAAUACAGGCAUCCCCAAACUUGGCCCUCCAGAUGUUAAGGACUACAACUCCCAUCAUCCCUAGCUAACAGGACCAGUGGUCAGGGCUGAUGGGAAUUGUAGUCCCAAAACAUCUGGAGGAUGUUUGGGGAUACUAAUAUAUUGGAAUAUUUUUACAGUUACAUGUGGCAAAGUAACACUUCAGUUUUCUUAGUCAUAGGAGAGACUGCUACUCGAACCUGUGAUCAUUUCCUCCCUGGAAAAAGAGAAAUACAGAGAUGUGUCUAAGAAGCCAAUUCCACCAUAGAUUAUAAAAUAAUGCAGUUUAUUAAGUGUGAAUGGAAUGACCAUGUGUUGUUCUUGCCAUUAUCUCAUCUGCAUUCCUAAAAGUUUGGAACAUAGAUAGGACAGUGGAGAAAGGAGACAGUGUUAAAAUAGGAGAAGGUGCAUAUUGCGAUUGAAGUGUGUUCAGUUCCUUUCUUGUAAGUCUUAACAGGAUUCUCUUCCCCUUCCUCCCCACUCCCAAACAGCUGAGGAACAUGAUGGCCAGAAUUCUAUGGAGCCAUCUGUGAAUUCAUUGGGAAGAACAAAGAAACAGUUUAAAUGCCUGGAACGUGGGAUGUGCUUUAGUCACAGUGGAAGACUGAGGACACAUCAACAAAUCCACAUAGAGGAGAAACCAUUUAAAUGUACUGACUAUCGAAAGAGCUUCAGGGACAAUGGAACUCUUAGAAAACAUCAACGAACUCACACAGGGGAGAAACCAUUUGAAUGUAUUGAAUGUGGAAAGAGCUUCGGUAAAAAUGGAGCACUAAGAACACACCAACGAACUCACACGGGGGAAAAACCAUUUGAAUGUACUGAAUGUGGAAAGUGCUUUAGUCGAUAUGGAACACUUAGAAUGCACGAACGAACUCACACAGAGGAGAAACCAUUUAAAUGUAUUGAAUGUGGAAACAGCUUCAAUCAAAAUGGAAACCUUAGAAUACAUCAACGAACUCACACAGGGGAAAAACCAUUUGAAUGUACUGAAUGUGGAAAGUGCUUCAGUCGAUAUGGAACACUUAUAAUACACCAACGAACUCACACGGGGGAGAAACCAUUUGCAUGUAUUGAAUGUGGAAAGAGCUUCAGUCAAUAUGGAACACUUAAAAUACACCAACGAACUCACACGGGGGAGAAACCAUUGAAAUGUAUUGAAUGUGGAAAGGGCUUCAGUGAAAGUGGAGCACUUAGAAGACAUCUACAAACUCACAUAGAAGAGAAACCUUUUAAAUGUAUUGCAUGUGGAAAGGGCUUCAGUAAGAGUGGAGACCUUACAAUACACCAAGGAACUCACAUGGGGGAGAAACCAUUUAAAUGUAUUGAAUGUGGAAAGAGCUUCUGUAGAAGUGGGACACUUAGAAGACAUCAACGAACUCACAUGGGGGAGAAACCUUUUAAAUGUAUUGAAUGUGGAAACAGCUUCAGUCAAAGUGGAGCACUUAGAAUACACCAACGAACUCACACGGAGGAGAAACCAUUUAAAUGUUUUGAAUGUGGAAAGAGCUUCAGUAGAAGUGGACACCUUAGAGUACACCAACGAACUCACACGGGGGAGAAACCAUUUGCAUGUAUUGAAUGUGGAAACAGCUUCAGUCAAAAUAGAUACCUUAGAAUACAUCAACGAACUCACACGGGGGAGAAACCAUUUAAAUGUGUUGAAUGUGGAAAGAGCUUCAGUCACAGUGGACACCUUAGAAGACACCAACAAACUCACACGGGGGAGAAACCAUUUGCAUGUAUUGAAUGUGGAAACAGCUUCAGUCAAAAUGAAUACCUUAGAAUACAUCAACGAACUCACACGGGGGAGAAACCAUUUAAAUGUAUUGAAUGUGGAAAGAGCUUCAGUAGAAGUGGACACCUUAGAGUACAUCAACGAACUCACACGGGGGAGAAACCAUUUGAAUGUAUUGAAUGUGGAAAGAGCUUCAGUCAAAAUGUAAUACUUAGAAGACAUCUACAAACUCACAUAGAGGAGAAACCAUUUAAAUGUAUUGAAUGUGAAAAGAGCUUCAGUAAAAGUGGACACCUUAGAAUACACCAGCGAACUCACACGGGGGAGAAACCAUUUAAAUGUACUGAAUGUGGAAAAAGGUUCAACAGGACGGAUAAACUUACAUUACAUUGGCAAACUCACACAGCGGAGAAGCUUUAGUCAAUAUGGAACCUUAGGAAAUAUCCACUAAUUUACAUGGGGAGGUCUUAAUACAGUGGUACCUAGGGUUAAGUACUUAAUUCGUUCCGGAGGUGUAUUCUUAACCUGAAACUGUUCUUAACCUGAAGCACCACUUUAGCUAUUCGGGCCUCCUGCUGCCGCCACGCCACCACCACACGAUUUCGAUUCUUAUCCUGAAACAAAGUUCUUAACCCGAGGUACUAUUUCUGGGUUAGCGCUGUCUGUAACCUGAAGCUUAUGUAACCUGAAGCAUAUGUAACCCGAGGUACCACUGUAUAGUACUUUCUAGAGCAGUUUCUCAACCUGUGGACCCCCAGAUGUUGCUGAACUGCAACUCCCAUCACCCCUAGCUAGCAAGGCCAGAGCUCAGGGAUGAUGGGAGUUGUAGUCCAACAACAUCUGGGGACCCGCAAGUUGAGAACCGCUGCUCUAGAAGGUUUUCUGUUGUAAUUAUUAGAUUGUCUGCGAAGGCUCCGACCUUAUAGGCCCUUUGUCCAACUUUAAUUCCUUCUAUUCUAGGGUCUUCUCUUAUUGCUUUCAAAUACACUUCCAGAAGUGUGAUAAAGAGGAGAGGAGAAAGAGGGCAGCCCUGUCUUGUUCCCUUAGAUAUAUUAAAAGCUUCUGAUGUUUCACCAUUUAUAAUUAGUCUGACCUGUUGGGAAUUAUAAAUCGCUUUUAUACCACUACAUAUUUUCUCACCCAAACAUCAUUUCCAAAGUGUUUUGCAUGAAUGCCCCCAAAACAUGAUCCAAUGCUUUCUCCGCAUCCACCAAGAUCAGGGCUGCCUUUUUAUCUGCUCUCAUUUCUAGGUAUACUAUUGUAUCUACUACCAAUCUUACGUUGCUGUAAAUUUGUCUUGGUCUAUAAAUCUUAAUUUACUCUAAAUUGGGUCCAUAUUUCAGUAUCAAUGUAAUUAGGGCCUCUUGUCAUUAUUCUGGCACUUGUCCUCCUUCUAAAAUUUUGUUCAUUAUUUUUUCUAACAUUGGUAAUAUGAUCUCUUCCAUUUUUUUUGUAAUUCAUUAAAGAAAUGCCAUCCGCACCAGGGACUUUACCAUUCUUAGAAGUCACAAUUCCUUCUUUUAUUUCAUUAAUAUUAAUAGGGGCAUUUAAGUAUUUCUAUUCUUUCUCUUAUUUUUGUGGCAGUCAACCACAAAGAAUCUUGAGGCAGGUUACACAUUUAUUCCAGUUCAGUCUUUGGUUAUUGACAUUUCUAUCCCACAACCCUAUCCACCUAGCAGACUGCCUCUGUCCCCUGGCCCUACAAGCCCAUCAGUAACAUUUUCUGUAGAGACACUGGGGAUUGUUCCAGGACACUUGUCACUUGAUGACAAUGCAGAAGGAGGCCACCUUGGUACACCCAGAAGAUACCAGAUGUUGGUUGUAGUUACGUCUAUACAAAGUGCAUAGCCUUUGACCCUCCAUAGAGAAAUGGGGAGGAAUGAGGAGCCUGAAUAGCUGACUAGUAGGAAAUGUACCCUGGUAAGCUUCUGUCAGUUCUUGAAGGGGCUUUGUAUCAUUUAACUUCAAAAUGUGGGAAAUGUUUGUGGGGCCUCCUCCUCCCCCUGUUGCUGCUGCUGAGUGGGGCCCUGGAUAUCUGCCCCAAACGUUUGCCUGGAUGGUAGCAGGAUGGGAGAAGUCAAGUGCCCAGAAUAAAAAAGGAAAAGUAUUUUCUGCAUCUUUUCUUGAACAAAAUGGGUAUGUCUGAAACCUCAGACAAAGUUCAUGUUGACAGUAUCUAAAUCUAACCCAAUUAAUAUAUUUAUUACUGCUGAUACAAAGAUAAAUCCAAUAUAAUGUGCUCCGAAACAAACACUUUAACCAGAUGAUCUUGCCUUCUGUGAGGUGGGGCAAGAUGCUGAGGGAAUCUAUUCUAUCGGGGGGGGGGGGAGCUCAGUGCACCCAGAAGAUUCCAGUUGUGGGUUGUAGUUGCAUCUAUACAAAGUGCAUAGCCUUUGCCCCUCCAUAAAGAAAUGGGGAGGAGACAAGAGCUGGAAUAGCUGACCAGAAGGAAAGGUAACCUGGGAACUUCAUGUUGAUCAACCACCUCAGCUCCCUGACCCCAAUAAAAGACCAGUCCAGGGAGGCAGGUGAGCAUUACAGCUACACCCCACAUUAUGCUCUCCAGUAGCUAUUCCUUCAGCCAGGCCUAUUUUCAUUCAGUUCUUAGUGUGUCCAUGGGUGGGUGUGUUUUACGCUUCCUUUCCCCCCUUCCUUGCAGUCCUAACAAAAACUAACCUCCACGCCAAUGCUUUCAGCCCCAGAAGAGGAGCUCCCCUUGGUGUCAAGGGAGGGGGGGUUCAAGGGAGCAUCUGGAGCCCUGCCAUUCCUUCUGUCCCUGGCCCCUUCCCCUCCUCUCUCUGCCAUCCCAGGGCCACUCCUGACUCCCCAGCAUGAGACUGGAUCUGUCUGUGAUGGUGAGAUGUCCUGGCUGGUUGAAGGACCACUUCCUGUUUCCUGGAGCUCCAUCCUUCUUUCUCAUGCAAGGUGGAGUCAUGAAGCAGGUGGAGACUGAGCACACCUAAGGGUGACCGGGGGGGGGGGAUUCUGCUUAACCUUUCCCCGUCUGCUCCGUUUCUGGAUCAAAAUCCCCAGCUAAUCUGUCAAACUGCUGCUGCUGCUGCCUGUCACUGUUCCUGUGUCUCUGGAGUGUUUCUUUGAGGAGAAUACAGGACACUGCAAAAGACAUUGUGUGUAUUGAGUGUGCAAUAAGGUAGACAGAGGCUGAGCCCUCCCUGUAAUGCAAACAGGGAGACUUCUGUCCAGGAGAUUUCUGUAUAAAAAAUUCUUUGCUGAGGUGGAAGUGGGGACUAAGUGUUAUGUAUUGAAGUUCUCACCCUGGCCAGCAGGGGUAUUGUGUGUGUAUAGUUUUCACUCGGGUCCACAUCAGUCAAUUUAGGCGGGAAACCCUGGGUUGCUGAGCUGUUUGCUGUUCAGUUCAGUUCCAGCUUACUAUAAAGAACCACUUGGAGAAAUCUCUGUGGCGUCUGCUAUGUCCACCCACAAUUUAAUACUAAGUGAGAUUGGAGUAGAACCAUGUUUGCAUGAACAUGAGAAGGCAAAAUAUGUUCUCCAUUUAAAUAUUUAUUAAAAUAAUUUAUUCAGUUACCCAGAAGAGUUAUUAGGUUUUUUUUGCUGUAAGCUACUUCAUACAUUGUAAGAAGUGGGUCCUGAGACCCUUGAUCCCCUUCCUUAAAAUACCAUCUGAAGAAUACUGGAGAAGCAAAUAAAGAGUUUAUUGAGGACAAUAGGUAAAGGUAAAGGGACCCCUGACCGUGAGGUCCUGUUGAGGAUGACAAUGGGGCUGCGGUGCUCAUCUCACUUUACUGGCCGAGUGAUACGGAGGGGGAGAUACCUUCCCGCAUCCCUCCGCCAGCCACCAAAGGGGUCCGAGGCGAUGACCUCAACGGCGCCCAGCUUUGCCCUGACCCCUCAGCCCCCACACCGUUACACAAGCACCACAUUAUACCCCUGGCCUCUUAAAUAAAAUGCCUAUCCCUCUCUCUCUAUACGGGCGAAAUAAGCCCACCAUCUUUCCCUAAGCCUCCCUCCCGCUCUAUCUCUAUCAUGGGUUGACCGUAUCAAACUGCGCUCCCAUUUGUUUCAAUGGAAACCGCGUUCCCAUUCGUUUCAAUGGCCGCGUCCCAGCCAAUCAGAACCAUGCAUCCGCUCUGCAGAUUCAGCUCAGCGAGCCCCUACACGCCUCAUUUAACCUCUUGACAAGCUACUGGCGGCUCCCUGCUGGGGGAACAAUGGAAUCGAAACUCAUGGACUCCAUGUAUCCAUUUCGUUUCCGACUUCAAUCACUGACAUAAGACUGGAACAGAACGGACUAAAACUUCUAAAAUUCAUAUUAAUUCAACCACAGCUCUGAUUUCCUUGGUUUUGGUGCCAAUCGACUCAGUUUAUUCAGGACUCCAUGACACCUCCUCGGCCUCCAUAAUCCCUCGAGCGAGGAGUCACGUACUCAGGAAGACCCUAAUCCGGCCAAGUCGCUUUGCCCAAGCUUUCCUCCGGGCAACGCCAGGUGCUAGACCUUGCAUACUUGGACUAUUGACUCUGCAUACUUGGACUAUUGUCUUCUCAUCACCGGUAGUCAGGAAGCGCUUAUCUGCACAUAUCUCUGACUCUGCAUAUUCCCCCCCCCCACUGUAUAUGUUAAUCUGUGUAACUCAACCCCUCUCUAAUGUAUUCAUGAUGUCACCUGUGUAACCCAACCUAUUUCUAAUGUAUUCAUGACGCAAUAAUGAUGUAUUUUGCACUGUAUUCUGGGACAUGGAGGGAAGUUUCAAAAACUCCUGUCACCCCUUUCUCGGGGUUCAAUCUCGCCUUGAACCUGUUGCGCAAUAAACUUGGAUCUUCUGUAGUUUGCUCCUGCGUCCGGCUGAGCUCAUUUUCCUCCGCAGGGACCUGCGGACUUAGUCCAACGAGCUGGGUGGCAGAGUAACCCCGCACCCAGAUUUUUCCGUAACACCGAGGGAGCCAGCAUGACUAAGCCGCUUCUGGCGAACCAGAGCAGUGCACGGAAACGCCAUUUACCUUCCCGCUGGAUUAAGAUAAAUUUAUUGUCAUUGUCCGUAUAUACACAGUAUACACAACAACGAAAAUCAAACACCCACCCAAAGACCGGGUUCACAUACACAUUUGCACGUAUCUCCAACACUCUCAUCCUAUUCAGACAUAAUCUAUAAAAACAUAUCAUACUCCAGAAUGUAACAUAACCUAUUAAAAGCAUAACAUAACCUAAAAACCUGUCUCAUUCCUUCCUACUCCCUGCUUGCUAUUUCUUGCAACUGGCCCUGAGAUCAUUAUUUAGUGCAAUCAGAGCUCUUGGAUAGAAACUAUUCAGAAGGCGUGUGGUUCGUGUUUUCAUUGUCCUAUAUCUUCUGCCCGAAGGCAACAGUUCAAAGAAGUUGUGAGCAGGAUGGGUGGGAUCUCUCAGGAUAUUGUGUGACUUCUUCAAAGUGCGAGACGUGAAGAUCUCAUCCAGGGUUGGUAGUUGGAGCCCAAUAACAUUCUGGGCAAUUUUAAUUAUUCUCUGUAAUGCUGUUUUUUCCGUUUCAGAGCUGCUCCCAUACCACGAUAAUAUACUAUAGGUUAAGACACUCUCGAUGGUACUGUGAUAAUAGGACAGAAGUAGGUGCUGAGAUAGAUUCAGUCCCCUGAGCAUUCUCAGGAAAUACAACCUCCCCUGCACCUUCCUCACAACCAUAUUAAUAUUUGCAGUCCAUGAGAGGUCCUCAGAGAUGUAAAUGCCCAGGUAUUUAAAACUACCAACCCUCUCCACCUCCUCGCCAUUUAUGUGCAAUGGUAAAAAUACACUUUUCUUUCUCCUAAAGUCAAUUAUGAGUUCUUUGGUUUUUUUGGUGUUAAGCAUAAGAUUGUUUUCUUUACACCAUUGAAUUAACCCCUGUACUUCUUUCCUAUAAGCAGUCUCAUCGUUCUCACUAAUGAGCCCCACCACUGUUGUAUCAUCCGCAAAUUUGAUGAUUGUGUUGGACUUAUACAGUGGGGUAUGUAAUAAAAAAAUUUAAGGUCUUAUAUAUAUAAUAAAUGUUCAUAAAUGUACCAACCAAACAUAUACAUAGAUAUGUGGACCACAUGUCUGGAGCAGCACAGGAAAAGCAACAACAUUCAAAUUUCUGUUGUAGACCGCCUUUUCUGUGAUGUAUGUAUGAUGUAUGGAGGGGUGGUCUUGAGCUCCAGGGCAGGGAAUUUAAAAGGGCUAUAUAAGGGCAGGCACACCUUUGUUCUGGGUCCUCCUCCGUUCUCCUCCAUGUGAGGGGAGCAACCUGUUGCAACAUUUCAAUAAAGAUCAGGCUUACUAGCUGCUUUGCUUCUCAAUAGUCUCUGGUUGGCCUCUGUUAUUUUCUCCUACUGAUGGAGAACCGGCAAAGGACUCUAUAAAGGCUCUUGUGGCCCCCUUAAAAGCAUAAGGGCAGAUUUUGUUUACAACAGGUACCUAUUUAUCUUCUUGCACUUUGUGCUUUCCAAUUGCUAGGAUGGCAGGAGAAGAAACAGAGCAAUGGGAGCUCACUCCUUCGCGGGGAUUCAAACUGCCAACCUUCUGAUCGGCAAGCCCUAGGCUCUGGGCUUUGACUCACAGUUCCAGCCGCGUCCCUUAUUGAGGACAAUACGUUCUUGCAAAAGUGGGGGUCCAAAGCAGGCACAGUCCAGCAAAGAAUGAGCUUACAGUAUGUUCCCUAUGCACACGUUCCCUCCCUCGCCUUCCCAUUGGUUGGGUGCUACAAGGUUUUCCUUCCCCCAAUUAUCAAGUAACAGACAAGAGGCUGAGCGUGGAGAGAAACGUCUCCUUUUUGUGAUUCUUGAUGUCGGAUUACCAAACUUAAAACCAUGGAGAGACCUGGUUUGAACAAAGACAUUGGAUUCUUAUCUCAUUAUACAUGACUAAGCCAUUUUUCACCUUCUCACCCCUUGCCUUUUCCUGUAAGACCUAUUGCAGUCGUUAAGAGUCGUCAACAGGCUCAUCUCAGCUAUCUGCCAAUCUCCCAUUCCCACCACCCUUCUGAGUAAUACCCCUCCCCACCUUCUCACUAUGUAGGAGGAUCUGGCAACUUCUGUUUCAGUGUAUCUGAAGAAGUGUGCAUGCACACGAAAGCUCAUACCAAGAACUAACUUAGUUGGUCUUUAAGGUGCUACUGGAAGGAAUUUUCUUAUUUUGACUAUGGCAGACCAACACGGCUACCUAUCUGUAACUGAAAAUGGGCAGGGGCUCUUGGGAAGGGGUCUUUUUGUAUGCAACAACUGCAGUAAGGAUGCUGAUUGCCAAGGGAUAGAAAGGAGAUAAAAUUCCAUCAGAAGAGGAGUGGCAAGUAAAAAUCCUUCAGUAUAUAGAAGUAGCACAGAUGACGGAAAAGAUAAGAAAUCGAUCGACCCAAAAGUUUAAAAGGGAAUGGGAGCUCUAUAGACAAUAUUUAAAAGAACAGUGUCCCCUUAUAAAAACUUUAAAAUGCUUUGAAUAACUCUCAGAAUUGAAUAAGGUACAAAGAAUUCAGACAAGAUUUAACAAAGAUAAAGUUUAUUGAAAAAUAGAGGCAAGUAAUUAAGAAAAUUGCCAACCUAGAGGUUCGAAAGCACAUCAAAAGUAGAUAAAGAGGUACCGCUCUGGCAGGAGGGUAAAUGGCGUUUCCGUGCGCUGCUCUAGUUCGCCAGAAGCAGCUUAGUCAUGCUGGUCACAUGACCCAGAAGCUUAGUGCAGACAAAUGCCGGCUCCCUCGGCCAGUAAAGCGAGAUGAGCAUUGCAACCCCAGAAUCAUGCGUGACUGGACUUAAUGGUCAAGGGUACCUUUACCUAAUUAAGAAAAUAAAUAACCUAUAUCAAGGAAGUCGGAAGUUGAUGGCUGGAAUAAUUUUGUGCAUUUGUGAUGUAUUGUUCUAUUUCUUUUUGUAAGAAAUGUAUUGUGCUUUUUUGUUUUGUUUCUUUUCCUAUUUAUAAGCUUUUGGUGUGUGUGUGUGUGUGUUGAUUUUAAACCAAUAAAGAUUGAAUAAACAAAAUAAAAUAAAUAAAAAAGGAAAGGAGGUGAUGAAAGGAAUUGCCAAAGGUGUUUGAAAAUGGGUGGGGGCUCUUGGGAAGGGGGUGCCCAAUUGGGGCUUCUCCAGGGGCAGCAGAAUGUCUUGGGCAGGAGAAUCCCUGCAGGGGCUCUCAGACUCCCUUGGCUGCUUCUUCUCUCCCUCCCAGGAAGCCUCAACUUGCUCUGGCUUCUGCGCUCUUCAGGAAGCUGAACCUGCAAACCUAGCUGAGACUGAACCUGCAACCCUGGCCAGGAUGGAAGGAGGAAGAUGGACGGCUGACCUGGUCAGGCUGUCGCCCGCAUCCCUCCCCACAACCUCUGAGCAUUCCCUCCCAGGACCCUUGGAGAAAUCUGGUGAGUUCCAGGGGAGAGGAGAUGGGGACAGGGAUAGAUGGAAGGCGGCGGGAGAAAGAGGAAAAGAUGGAGAGGAGACAAAUGGAAGGAAGUUCCUGACAGGAAGAAGGAAGGGGUGAGGCCUUCUCCAAAGCAGCUCUUUGUUUCUUGAAUCCCUUUCAUAAAGUAGUGGGGGCAGAUUUUCUCCCUCCAGGAUUUUAAAUCUUAGGAGUUACAGUGGUACCUCGGGUCUCAAACUUAAUCGGUUCCAGAAGUCUUCCAAAACCAAAGCGAUCCAAAACCAAGGCGUGCUGUCCCGUAGAAAGUAAUGCAAAAUGGAUUAAUCCAUUCCAGACUUUUAAAAACAACCCCUAAAACAGCAAUUUAACAUGAAUUUUACUAUCAAACAAGACCAUUGAUCCAUAAAAUGAAAGCAAUAAUCAAUGUUCUGUACCAUAAAAUAAAUAAGACAGUAUUGUAGAUGAUAAAAAUUAAAAUUAUUAUUUUUUUCGUACCUGCAUUGAUGAUAGUCAUUGUUUGAAUGGGGAGCUUUUAUCCCUUUCCACAGUCAAUCAAUCAAUCAAUCAAUCAAUCAAUCAUAAAACAAAAAACAAGCUUCAGUCAAAAAUGAAAAAGCCACAAAAACAAAAACCCCAAAAAUAGGAAAAAACUAAAGCAGCAAAUGUCACCUCAGAACACUGCAACCAGAAACGGCUUGAAUAUUGAUUGGGGGGGCCAUAAAUUAGCUGUCCAAGGGAACGAAUGGGAUGAAAAAAACCUUGAUUACGAUGGAGACGACUUAAAUUAGCUGUUCAAGGGUAAAACGGAAUGAAAAAAAGCCUUAAUUAGGGUGGGGGGGCACUUAAAUUUGCUGCGCAACAGUAAAAAUGGAAGUUCCAGAGGGUUACGUAACACGAGUCACCACUGUAUACAUACAUUCUCCACAAUUUUCAUUUAUCUAAAUUGCCCAUAAACUUAUUUACAAGUGAUUCCUAAAGUCCAGCUAACGUUUUGAUUUGUGUGCAAUAAUCUCAUAGGUAAAUUAAAAAAUUUUCCAAAUCUUUUUUAAAGUCCUUGUUUUCUUGAUUCCUGAGUCUCGCGGCUAAUUUUGCCAUUUCGGCAGAGUCCAGCAGUUUGGCUUGCCAAUCUUCCCUCGUUGGGAUUAUUGCACCUUUCCAUCGUUGGGAUAAUAACAUCUGUGCAGCUGUUGUCGCAUACAUAGUCUUUCCUGGUCUUUUGGGAUCUCAGUACCUGUAAUUCCAAAUAAAUAAGCUUCUAGGUUCUUAACAAAUUUUAUUUUAAACAUUUUUUUAAAAAUUCAUUAUAUACCAUUUACCCAAAUGAUACUGGAAUGUGGAAUGUGGAGUUAACCAGGGCUAUUGACUGUUUGGCUCCGAAGCGCCCUCUCCGAUUGCAUGGAGCCCGGGCAGCCCCGUGGUUUUCCACGGAUCUGAGGGCAAUGAAACAAUCAUUGAGACGGCUAGAGCGCCGGUGGCGGAUAACUCAUUCCAAAUCUGACCGGACACAGGUUAGAGCUCAGCGUCGAGCCUACCAAGUGGCGAUAGCGACAGCGAAGAAGACUUUCUUCGCCGCCUCUAUUGCAUCUGCAGAAAACAGCAGCAGGAGACUUUUUCAGGUGGUUCACAAUUUAGCGGAACCACCUGCGACAUUGGGGCCCAGUACUGCAAUGAUUUCGCAAAGUUUUUUGCAGAUAAAAUCGCUCAGAUUCGGGAAGAAGUAGACUCCACCGUGGGAGCAGGGCCAGGGUGGGAGAGUGCUAGAGUCCUGUCUAGUCAAGUUGUGUGGGAUCAAUUCCAAUCUGUUACCUCUGAGGAUGUGGACAGGCUGCUUGGACGAGUGAAACCAACCACCUGUCUCCUUGAUCCUUGCCAAUCCUGGCUUAUAAAAGCUAGCCGGGAAGGACUGGGCGAUGGGCUUCGUGGGGUGGUGAAUGCUUCCCUCCGUGAGGGAGCCUUCCCAGACCCGCUGAAAGAGGCGGUUAUUAAACCGCUUCUUAAAAAUCCAUCUUUAGAUGCGGCCACGAUGGCCAAUUAUCGCCCAGUCUCAAAUCUUCCAUUCUUGGGCAAGGUGAUUGAGCGAGUGGUUGCUGAACAACUCCAGGCACGCCUGGAAGAAGCGGACCAUUUGGAUCCCUUCCAGUCGGGAUUCAGGCCUCAUCAUGGGACUGAAACUGCCUUGGUCGCACUGGUUGAUGAUCUCUGGCGGGCUAGGGACAAAAGUGAGAGCUGUUUCGUAGUUCUGCUGGCUCUCUCAGCGGCGUUUGAUACCAUCGACCAUAACAUCUUUCUGGACCGUCUUGAGGGGCUGGGAACUGGGGGCACUGUCAUACAGUGGUUCCGCUCCUUCCUCCUGGGCCGUGUUCAGAAAGUGGUGGUGGGGGAUGAGUGUUCAGACCCCUGGGCUCUCACUUGUGGGGUGCCUCAGGGUUCUGUCCUCUCCCCCAUGCUUUUCAACAUUUACAUGCAGCCACUGGGAGAGAUCAUCAGGAGGUUUGGGCUGGGUGUUCAUCAGUAUGCGGGUGAUACCCAGCUCUACCUCUCUUUUAAAUCAGAACCAGUGAAGGCAGUGAAGGUCCUGUGUGAGUGUCUGGAGGCGGUUGGAGGAUGGAUGGCGGCUAACAGAUUGAGGUUGAAUCCUGACAAGACACAAGUACUGUUUUGGGGGGACAGGAGGCGGGCAGGUGUGGAGGAUUCCCUGGUCCUAAAUGGGGUAACUGUGCCCCUGAAGGACCAGGUGCGCAGCCUGGGAGUCAUUUUGGACUCACAGCUGUCCAUGGAGGCACAGGUCAAAUCUGUAUCCAGGGCAGCUGUUUACCAGCUCCAUCUGGUAGGUAGGCUGAGACCUUAUCUGCCUGCAGACUGUCUCAUGCAUGCUCUGGUUAUCUCCCGCUUGGACUACUGCAAUGCGCUCUAUGUGGGGCUACCUUUGAAGGUGACCCGGAAACUACAACUAAUCCAGAACGCGGUAGUUAGACUGGUGACUGGGAGUGGCCACCGAGACCAUAUAACACCGGUCUUGAAAGACCUACAUUGGCUGCCAGUACAUUUCCGAGCACAAUUCAAAGUGUUGGUGCUGACCUUUAAAGCCCUAAACGGCCUCGGUCCAGUAUAUCUGAAGGAGCGCCUCCUCCCCCAUCUUUCUGCCCAGACAUUGAGGUCCAGUUCCGAGGGCUUUCUGGCGGUUCCCUCACUGCGAGAGGCCAAGUUACAGGGAACCAGGCAGAGGGCCUUCUCGGUAGUGGCGCCCGCCCUGUGGAACGCCCUCCCAUCAGAUGUCAAAGCGAUAAACAAUUACCUGACAUUCAGAAGACAUCUGAAGGCAGCCCUGUUCAGGGAAGUUUUUAAUAUGUGACAUUUUAGUGUAUUUUUCAUCUUUGUUGGAAGCCGCCCAGAGUGGCUGGGGAAACCCAGCCAGAUGGGCGGGGUACAAAUAAUAAAUUAUUAUUAUUAUUAUUAGAUAUUUGAACUUACUAGGAGUCAAAUACCAUCAGUACAUCAUUUUCAUGUAGUUUUCUUUCAAUGAACAGCAAGCUGUGAAUUUCAGAUCUGUUUUCCAAAGCCUCUCCCAAUCUGCCAUUUGUAUGUUAUAUCCUAAGUCCCUUUCCCAUUUCGUCAUAACUGAUUUGACCUGUUCAUCCUUUGUAUACCGUUCUAGGAGCAAGUUAUACAUUUUAGAGAGAUCUUUUUAUGUUACUUCCUAAGAGUUCUUUUUGAAAUCGUGAUGUCUCAUAACUAAAACCUUUCUAUUUGUCUAUCUUAAAGAUAUCAUUUAGUUGAUGGUACUGUAACCAGUCAGUUACAGCUUUCCUUAUCUCUUCAAAAUCUUUUAAUUUCAGUUGGUUUUCAACUUCAGUUAACAGCUCUGUAUAAGUCAGCCGAUUACUUCUCAUAUUCAAUUUUUUUCAGAGAUAUUGCUUCCAAGGGGGAAAGCCACCAGGGUGUUUUUUACUCAAGCAAAUUUUUAUACUUCUCCCAUACCCUACAAAUUGAUUUUCUUACUAUAUGAGUCUGAAAAGCUCUAUGCACCUUGGCCUUUUCCUACCAUAAAUAUGCAUUCUAUCCAUUAUUCUUGUCCUUCCAGAUCUGAAAUACAGUGUCUGUGUUUUCCAAUGUAAUCCAUUCCCGGUUCUAGCAGAUACAGGAUGUUUCAUAAUAAACUUUCAAACCCGGCAGGGCAAAACCUCCUCUCUCUCUUACAUCUGUUAAUAAUUUAUUUUUAAUCCUUGAUUUUGUCCCUUGGAUAGCUUGAAAAAGAGGAUUAGACUGAUGUCUGUGCUCUGCCCUCACGGUCCUAGGCAAUAAUGCUUCUUGAUACUAGUUCCUGGAAAGCACAGGAUGACAGGGGGCUCUUGUACUCAAAUCCGGCUUGCUGGUUUCCCACAGGCAUCUAGCUGGCCAAUGUGAGAACAGGAUGCUGGACUAGGUGGGCCUUUGCCCAAUCGAGCAGGCUCUUCUUAUGUUCUGAUACAGGCAUCCCCAAACUUGGCCCUCCAGAUGUUUUGGGACUACAACGUCCAUCAUCCCUAGCUAACAGGAACAGUGGUCAGGGCUGAUGGGAAUUGUAGUCCCAAAACAUCUGGAGGGCCAAGUUUGGGGAUGCCUGUUCUAAGAUAUUGCAAUAUUUUUACAGUUACUUGUGGCAGAGUAACACAAAAGUUUGACUUCUUAGUCACAGGAGAGACUGCUAUUUGAACCUGUGGGGAUUGUUACUUGCCCAUAACUGUUUGGGGAGAAAAUCAACCUUGUCUUAGGUUGGCAGAAUCUGGACAGUUAAAGUCCAGAACCAAGCAUUUGGACAUACGUUUCCAGAAUGUAUGUCAGCGUGUCCAAGCAGGUUGGAUACGUCUCAAGUAUUGUUCAAGCCAUAGUAACAUGAAAGUUUUACUUCUUAGUCAUAGGAGAGACUGCUAUUCGAGCCUGUGAUCAUUUCCUCCCUGGAAAAAGAGAAAUACUAUGGUACCUCAGGUUACAUUCACUUCAGGUUACAUACACUUCAGGUUACAGACUCUGCUCACCCAGAAAUAGAGCUUCAGGUUAAGAACUUUGCUUCAGGAUGAGAACAGAAAUAGCGCUCCGGUGGCGCAGCAGCAGCAGGAGGCCCCAUUAGCUAAAGUGCUGCUUCAGGUUAAGAACAGUUUCAGGUUAAGAACGGACCUCCGGAACGAAUUAAGUACUUAACCUGAGGUACCACUGUACAGAGAUGUGUCUAAGCAGCCAGUUCCACCAUAAAUUAUAAAAUAAUGCAGUUUAUUAAGUGUGAAUGGAGUGAUCAUGUGUUGUUCUUGCCAUUAUCUCACCUGCAUUCCUAAAAGUUUGGAACAUAGAGAGGACAGUGGAGAAAGGAGACGGUGUUAAAAUAAGAGAAGGUGCAUACUGGGACUGACAUGUAUUCAGUUCCUAUAUUGUCUUUCUUGAAAGUCUUAACAGGAUUCUCUUCCCCCUCCCCCACUCUCAAACAGGUGAGGAAGAUGAUGGCCAGAAUUCUAUAGAGCCAUCUGUGAAUUCAUUGGGAAAAACAAAGAAACAGUUUAAAUGCCUGGAAUGUGGGAUGUGUUUUAGUCACAGUGGAAGACUGAGGACACAUCAACGAAUUCACAUAGAGGAGAAACCAUUUAAAUGUACUGACUAUCAAAAGAAACAUCAAGGAACUCACACAGUGGAUAAACUAUUUGAAUGUAUUGAAUGUGCAAAGUGCUUCAGUCGAAAUGGAAAGCUUAGAAUACACCAACGAACUCACACGGGGGAGAAACUAUUUAAAUGUAUUGAAUGUGGAAAGAGCUUCAGUGAAAGUGGAGCACUAAGAAAACAUCAACGAACUCACACGGGGGAGAAACCAUUUGAAUGUACUGAAUGUGGAAAGUGCUUCAGCCAAUAUGGACACCUUAGAAGACACCAACUAACUCACACGGGGGAGAAACCAUUUGAAUGUAUUGAAUGUGGAAAGUGCUUCAGUCGAUAUGGAACACUUAGAAUACACCAACGAACUCACACAGGGGAGAAACCAUUUGAAUGUACUGAAUGUGGAAAGAGCUUCAGUCGAAAUGGAACACUUAGAGUACACCAACGAAAUCACACGGGGCAGAAACCAUUUGAAUGUACUGAAUGUGGAAAGAGCUUCAGUCGAAAUGGAACACUGAGAAUACACCAACAAACUCACACAGGGGAGACACCAUUUAAAUGUAUUGAAUGUGGAAAGAGCUUCAGUCAAUAUGGACACCUUAGAAGCCAUCAACGAACUCACACAGGAGAGAAACCAUUUAAAUGUAUUGAAUGUGGAAAGUGCUUCAGUCAAAAUGGACACCUUAGAAGCCAUCAACUAACUCACACGGGGGAGAAACCAUUUAAAUGUACUGAAUGUGGAAAGUGCUUCAGUCAAAAUGGAACACUUAGAGUACACCACCGAACUCACACAGGGGAAACAUCAUUUAAAUGUAUUAAAUGUGGAAAGUGCUUCAGUGAAAGUGGAGACCUUAGAGUACACCACCGAACUCACACAGGGGAGAAACCAUUUAAAUGUAUUGAAUGUAUUGAGAGCCAGUGUGGUGUAGUGGUUAAGAGCGGUAGUCUCGUAAUCUGGGGAACCGGGUUCGCGUCUCCGCUCCUCCACAUGCAGCUGCUGGGUGACCUUGGGCCAGUCACACUUCUUUGAAGUCUCUCAGCCCCACUCACCUCACAGAGUGUUUGUUGUGGGGGAGGAAGGGAAAGGAGAAUGUUAGCCGCUUUGAGACUCCUGAAGGGGAGUGAAAGGCGGGAUAUCAAAUCCAAUGUGGAAAGAGCUUCAGUGAAAGUGGAGCACUAAGAAAACAUCAAGAAACUCACACGGGGGAGAAACCAUUUAAAUGCAUGGAAUGUGGAAAGAGCUUCAGUAGAAGUGAACACCUUAGAAUACACCAACGAACUCACACGGGGGGAGAAGCCAUUUAAAUGUACUGAAUGUGGAAAGAAUGUGGAAAGAGCUUCAGUCCAUAUCGACACCUUAUAAGACACCAACUAACUCAUGGGGAAGAAACCAUUUUAAUGUAUGGCAUGUGGAAGGAGCUGCAGCAAAAGUAGAGCACUUAGAAUACACCAACUAAUUCAUACAGGGGAGAAACCAUUGGAACGUAUUGAAUGUGGGAAGAGCUUCAACAGGGAGGAUAAACUUGCAUUACACUGGCGAACUCCCAAAGGGGAGUAGCUUAAGUCAAUAUGGAACCUUAGGAAACAUCCGCUAACUCACAUAGGGAAAACUAGAUUUAUGAAAUGUGGAAAAAGCUUCAGAGGGAGUGGAGACCUUAAUAUUCAUAAGAUAAUUCACACAGGCGGGAAACCAUAUAAAUGUAUGGAGUUUUCCGCUCAGGUUUCCCAGAUUUCCUGGGAAGUGAAGAUGAUUGUCAAGUCUCUGGAUGUACAGAAAAGAAUUUCAAUAAUAAUAAUAAUAAUAAUUUUUAUUUGUACCACGUCCAUCUGGCUGGAUUUCCCCCGCCAAUCUUGGUGGCUUCCAACAAAAUAUUGAAAUACAAUAGCCCUUCAGAUAUUAAAAGCUUCCCUAAACAGGACAGCCUUCAGAUGUCUUUUAAAGUCUGGUGGCUGUUUUUUCCUUUGACAUCUGGUGGGAAGGUAUUCCACAGGGAGGGCACCACUACCGAGAAGGCCCUCUGCCUGGUUCCCUGUAACUUUGCUUCUCACAGUGAGAACUUUGCUCUCUCCUCCCGUCACCAGUCUAGCUGCCGCAUUCUGGAUUAGUUGUUUCCGGAUCACCUUCAAAGGUAGCCCCACGUAGAGCACAUUGCAGUAGUCCAAGCGGGAAAUAACUGGAGCAUGCACUACUCUGGCAAGACAGUCUGCGGGCAGAUAGGGUCUCAGCCUGCGUACCAGAUGGAGCUGGUAUACAGCUGCCCUGGACACAGAAUUGACCUGUGCCUCCAUGGACAGCUAUGAGUCCAAAAUGACUCCCAGUCUGCGCACCUGGUCCUUCAGGGGCACAGUUACCCCAUUCAGGACCAGGGAGUCCUCCACACCUGCCUGCCUCCUGUCCCCCCAAAACAGGACAUCUGCCUUAUAAAGCAUUCAACUUUAAUAUGUUAGCCGCCAUCCAUCUUCCAACCGCCUCCAGACACUCACACAGAACUUCCACCAUCUUCACUGGUUCUGAUUUGAAAGAGAGGUUGAGCUGGGUAUCCGCAUACUGAUGAACACCCAGCCCAAACCCCCUCAUCUCUCCCAGCGGCUUCAUAUAGAUGUUGAAAAGCAUGGGGAGAGGACGGAACCCUGAGGCACCCCACAAGUGAGAGCCCAGGGGUCUGAACACUCAACCCCCAACAUGACUUUCUGAACACGCCCCAGUGUAUAAUAGUGCCUCUAGCCCCCAGCCCCUCUAGACGGUCCAGAAGAAUGUUAUGACUGAUGAUGUCAAAAGCCUCUGAAAGAUCCAGCAGAACAAGGAAACAGCUCUCACCUUUGUCCCUAGCCCGCCGGAGAUCAUUGACCAGCGUGCCCAGGUCUGUUUCAGUCGCAUGAUGAGGCCUGAAUCCCAAGUGGAAGGGAUCCAAAUGGUCCACAUCUUCCAGGCUUCCCUGGAGUUGUUCAGCAACCACCCACUCAUUCACUUUGCCAAAGAAUGGAAGAUUUGAGACUGGGCGAUAGUUGGCCGUAUCGGCUGGGUCUAAAGAUUAUUAUUUUUUUAAGAAGCAGUUUAAUACAGUGGUUCCUCGCGUUACAUACGCUUCAGGUUACAUACUCCGCUAACCCAGAAAUAUUAUCUCGGGUUAUGAACUUUGCUUCAGGAUGAGAACAGAAAUCGUGCAGCGGCAGCAGGAGGCCCGAUUAGCUAAAGUUGUGCUUCAGGUUAAGAACAGUUUCACGUUAAGAACAGACCUCCAGAACAAAUUAAGUUCUUAACCAGAGGUACCACUGUAACUGCUUCUUUCAGUGUGUCUGGGAAGGCUCCCUCACAGAGGGAAGCAUUCACCACCCCACGAAGCCCAUCGCCCAGCCCUUCCCGGCUAGCUUUUAUGAGCCAGUAUGGGCAAGGAUCAAGGAGACAGGUGGUUGGUUUCACUCGUCCAAGCAACCUGUCCACAUCCUUAGACGUAACAGAUUGGAAUUGAUCCCACACAACUUUACUAGACAGGACUCUAGCACUCACCAGCCCCCGCCCUGCUCCCACGGAGGAGUCUACCUCUCUGAAUCUGAGUGACUUUAUCUGCAAAAAAACUUUACAAAAUCAUUGCAGGAGAUCAUGUGGCCUGUACCGGACUCCAUUGGACAGAUGGUUCCAUUAAAUUGCAAACCACCUGAAAGAGUCUCCUGCUGCUGUUUUCUGCAGAUGCAAUAGAGGGGGUGAAGAAGGUUUUCUUCACCUUCGCUAUCACCAUUUGGUAGGCUCAACGUUGAGCUCUAACCCGUGUCUGGUCAGAUUCAGAAUGAGGUUUCUGCCACUGGUGCUCUAGCCGUCUCAUUGCCCUCAGAUCCAUGGAAAACCACGGGGCUGUCCGGGCUCCAUGCAAUCGGAGAGGGCGCUUCAGAACCAGACAGGCAAUAGCCCUGGUUAACUCCACAUUCCAACGGGCCACCAGGGAAUCAGCUGAAAGGCCAUCAGCAUGGGAUAAAACAUCACCUACCACUCUCUGGAAACCAUUUGGAUCCAUUAAGUGGCAGGGGCGGACCAUACAAAUCGGUCUCACGUCCCUGCAGAGGGGAAGGGUUGUGGAGAAGUCCAGUUGCACCAGGAAGUGAUCUGACCAUGGCACUUCUUUAGAUUUGCUUUUACUUAGUGUCAGAUCACCAACAGGUGAACACCAGGUCUAAGGCAUGUCCGCGGCUAUGAGUUGGGCCAAACUUAUUCAGGGACAGCCCCAUGGAGGCCAUGCUUUCCACAAAGUCCCAAUCAGCCCCUUGUAAGGUUGUGUCGGUGUGAAUGUUAUAAUUCCCCAGGACAACCAAACUAGGUGUCUCCAGGAGAACAUCUGCCACAACCUGAAGCAGUUCGGGCAGGGAAUCCUUGGUGCAGCGGGGAGAUCAGUACAAAGGAAUCCUGUACUGCCCCUAUUGUUCAACAUCAAGAAUAUGCACUCGGAGAACUGGGUCUUCCCAAUAGGACACCUGGUGCAAAUUAAUGACUUCCUACAAAUCACUGCAAACCACCACCCCCUCCCUGCCCACAUGACUUGGGUUGCUGUGCGUAAGAGAAACCUGGUGGACAAGCAGUGGCAAGGACAGGUCCAUUACUGCAUACAAAAAUAUUCUUUUGUUUCUUUUGGGAUGUCUGUUGUUAAUAGGCCAAAAAAAACACAUUUCUGGCUUAUUGGGGAAAGUAUGUUGUAACAUUUUAUUUAAUUCUUCAUUAAUGGUAUCCCAAAUUUAUUUAAUUUUAGGGCAUGUCCACCACAUAUGGGAGAAAUUCCCUUCUUUAAGUUUGCACCUCCAACACUUUCCACUGGUGUUUUGGUACAUUUUAGCCAAUUUUGAGGAUUUAAGAUACCAUCUGUACAUCAUUUUUUUUUAAAAAAAAAAAAUUUAUUGUAUAGCAUGCUGUAAGUUUUCCCAUUUUUCUAAAUCAAUUGUAUGACCGAAAUUUUGUGCCCAUUUGACCAUGACAUCUUUAACCCCUUUGUCUUUUAAGUGCCAAUUUAAUAAUAGUUAAUAAAUUUUGGAUAAAUACAAUUUGGAUAAAUUUUUAUCAUCAUUUAUAAUCAAUUCUUUGUCUAUUUCAAAUAAUUUUGUAUCAAAUCCAUUUACUUUCUUGUCUUCCUCAAAAAUUGCAUUUAAUUGAUGGUAUUGAAACCAGCGUACUCCUGUAUGUCUUAUUGUUUCAAUUUUUUUCAUUUGUAAUCUAUUAUUUACUUCCUCUAAAAGAUCUUUAUACGUCAACCAAUUUGAAUCCAUAUUUUUUCUUUUUACUGCCUCUGCCUCCAUUGGUGACAACCACCAUCGGCUUUUGGUUCCAAUAAUUUUUUGUUCCUUUCCCAAACUUCAUAUAAGGCUUUCCUAAUAAUGUGAUUUAGAAAUCCAUUGUGGAUUUUUGUUUUAUUAUAAUCCAGGUAGCUGUGCCACCCCACUAUAUUAUCCCAGCCCUCAAUAUCCAAUAAUUUAGUAUUCUUCAAUAUCAUCCAUUCCUUAAGCCAGACCGGGCAGGCAGCUUCGUAGUAGAUCCUAAAAUCUGGCAUUCCAAACCCUCCUUUGUUUUUGGUUUCUGCUAAUAAUUUAAAUUUAAUUCUGUUUUUUUUUUUGCCCUGCCAAAUGUAUUUUGCCAAAUACCUGUGCCAUUCCUUAAAACAAUUUAAGCCAUUAAGAACCAGAAUUGAUUGAAAAGGGAACAGCAUUUUUGGUAAAACUACCAUCUUGAUUGUAGAAAUUUCCCCACAACGUGAGUUUUAAUUUACUCCAGAUUUCUAAGUCUUUCCUUUUGUUCCAUACCUUAAUAUAAAUGUCUUUCUAUAAAUGAAUGUUUUUCAUGGUUAUCCAAAUUCCUAAAUACUUUGCUCUGUUAGUAAUUUUAAGUCCUGUUUCUAUUUCUAACUUUACUUUUUCUUGUAUAUCUAAUUUUUUUACCAGGAGUUUUGUUUUUUAUUUAUUAAUUUUGAAUCGUGAAAAUUGUCCAAACGCCUUUCUUUUUCCUUUCCUUUCCUUUCAUUAUAAUAUGUUUUAUUGAUUUUCUUUCUUACAACAAAUAUCCAUCACCAUCACUAAAUCUUCCUAUAUCUCAUCAUAGUCUUUCAAUUUUAACUUUCCUUCUUGUUCUAUUAGUAAUUCUCUGUAUGUUGGCCAUAUUCCUUUCAUUGUUGACAUGUUAAGUAAUAGUGCUUCAAUGGGUGAUAGCCAUCACGGAGUUUGGGGUUCCAAUAAUUCUUUGUAUUUUCUCCAUACCUUUAUUAAAAACUUAUUAUAGUAUUGUGGAGUCCUUUGUGUACUUCCCCCCCCCAUACCACAAAUAUGCAUGCCAACCAAAUCUGUUGUCAUGUCCUUCCAGUUCUAUUGGCUCUUCUUUCUCCAAUUUUAUCCAAUCCCGAAUCCGAGUAAAACAAGCUGCUUCAUAGUAAAUUUUGAGAUCUGGAAGGGAAAAGCCUCCCCUUUCUUUUAAGUCUGAGUUUUGUAUUUUAUUCUUGGCCUUGUUUUUUAAUAUUACUACAAUACUCCAGAGCAGCCUUUUUCAACCUGUGGGCCCCCCAGAUGUUGCUGAACUACAACUCCCAUCACCCCUAGCUAGCAAGGCCAGAGCUCAGGGAUGAUGGGAGUUGUAGUCCAACAACAUCUGGGGACCCACAGGUUGAGAACCGCUGCUCUAGAGGGUUUUCUGUUGUAAUUAUUAGAUUGUCUGCUUAGCUCUGACCUUAUAUGCCCUUUGUCCAACUUUAAUUCUUUCUAUUCUAGGGUCUUCUCUUACUGCUUUCAAAUAUACUUCCAGAAGUGUGAUAAAGAGGAGACGAGAAAGAGGGCAGCCCUGUCUUGUUACCUUAGAGAUAUUAAAAGCUUCUGAUGUUUCACCAUUUAUAAUUAGUCUGACCUUUUGGGAAUUAUAAAUCGCUUUUAUACCACUACAUAUUUUCUCACCCAAACUCAUCAUUUCCAAAGUUUUUUGCAUGAAUGCCCCUGAAGCAUUAUCCAAUGCUUUCUCCGCAUCCACCAAGAUCAGGGCUGCCUUUUUAUCUGGUCUCAUUUAUAGGUAUUCUAUUGUAUCUACUACCAAUCUACUAUUGUAUCUGCUGUAAAUUUGUCCUCUGCGUAGGAAGCCUGACUGAUCUUUCUUUAUUAAUUUUGCCAGGAUCUUUUUCAAUUUAUUGACUAAUUUCUUUGCAAAUAAUUUAUAAUCUGAAUUUAGAAAUGAGAUUGGUCUAUAAUUUUUAAUUUACUCUAAAUUGGAUCCAUAUUUCAGUAUCAAUGUAAUUAGGGCCUCUUGCCAUGAUUCUGGCACUUGUCCUCCUUCUAAAAUUUUGUUCAUUAUUUUUUUCUAACACCGGUAAUAUGGUCUCUUCCAUUUUUUGUAAUUCAUUAUAGAAAUACCAUCUGGACCAGGGACUUUACCAUUCUUAGAAGUCACAAUUCCUUCUUUUAUUUCAUUUAUAUUAAUAGGGGCAUUUAAGUAUUUCUAUUCUUUCUCUUAUUUUUGCCAGUCUAUUGUUUAUUUUUAAAAAAUCCUAUUUUUUCGUCAAGUUCUUCCAGCUCACUUCCAUUUCUGUUGUUGUUUUGCAGCAGAUUUAGUUAAUGUGAAAGCACAAAAGAACCACAGAGAAUCUUGAGGGAGGUUACACAUUUAUUCCAGUUCAGUCUUUGGUUAUUGACAUUUCUAUCCCACAACCCUAUCCACCUAGCAGUCUGCCUCUCUCCCCUGGCCCUACAAGCCCAUCAGUAAAAUUUUCUGCAGAGACACUGGGGAUUGUUCCAUGACAGUUGUCACUUUCUGACAAUGCAGAAGGAGGCUACCUUGGUGCACCCAGAAGAUACCAGAUGUUGGUUGUAGUUACGUCUAUACAAAGUGCAUAGCAUUUGACCCUCCAUAGAGAAAUGGGGAGGAAUGAGGAGCCUGAAUAGCUGACUAGAAGGAAAGGUACCCUGGUAAGCUUCUGUUGAUUCUUGAGGGGGCUUUGUAUCAUUUAACUUCAAAAUGUGGAAAAUGUUUGUGGGGCCUCCUCCUCCCCCUGUUGCUUCUGAUGAGUGGGAACCUGGAUAUCUGCCCCAAACGUUUGCCUUGAUGGUAGCAGGAUGGGAGAAGUCAAGUGCCCAGAAUAAAAAAGGAAAAGUAUUUUCUGCAUCUUUCUUGAUUGAAAUGGGUAUGUCUGAGACCUCAGAUAAAGUUCUUGUUGACAGUAUCAAAACUGCUAUUCAUAACCCAGUUAAUAUAUUUAUUACUGCUGAUAUAAAGAGUCUAUCCUUCAGAGAAAUAAGGUGAUAUUCCAUACAAUAUAAUGCUGUCCCAAACAAACACUUUAACCAGAUAAACUUGCCUUCUGGGAGGUGGGGCAAGAUGCUGAGGGAAUCUAUUCUAUCGGGGGGGUGAGCUCAAUGCACUCAGAAGAUUCCAGUUGUGGGUUGUAGUUGCAUCUAUACAAAGUGCAUAGCCUUUGCCCCUCCAUAAAGAAAGAAAUGGCAGGGAGACAAGAGCUGGAAUAGCUGACCAGAAGGAAAGGUAAUUUUCUGGAUCAAAAUCCCUAGCUAAUCUGUCUAGCUGCUGCUGCCUGUCACUGUUCCUGUGUCUCUGGAGUGUUUCUUUGAAGAGAAUACAGGACACUGCAAAAGACCCUGCAAUGCAAACAGGGAGACUUAUGUCCAGGAGAUUUCUGUAUAAAAAAUUCUUUGCUGAGGUGGAAGUGGGGACUAAGUGUUAUGUAUUGAAGUUCUCACCCUGGCCACCAGGGGUAUUGUGUCUAUAGUUUUCACUCAGGUCCACGUCAGUUAAUUUAGGUGGGAAACCCUGGGUUGUUGUUGUUGUUGUUGUUGUUGUUACAAUAAAAGCAGGCCGGCUGAGCUGUUUGAGCUCAGUUCAGUUCCAGCUUACUAUAAAGAACCACUUGGAGAAAUCUCUGUGUUGUCUGCUAUGUCCACACACAAUUUAAUACUAAGUGAGGUUGGAGUAGAACUAUGUUUACAUGAACAUGAGAAGGCAAAAUAUGUUCUCCAUUUAAAUGUUUAUUAAAAUAAUUUAUUCAGAUACAUAGAAGUGUUAUUAGGCUUUUUUGUUGUAAGCUAAUUCAUACAUUAUAAGAAGUGGGUCCUGAGACCCUUGAUCCCCUUCCUUAAAAUACCAUCUGAACAAAAUUGGUGAAGUAGUAAAGAGUUUAUUGAGGACAACAGGUAAAGGUAAAGGGACCUCUGACCAUUAGGUCCAGUCGCGGACAACUCUGGAGUUGCGGCACUCAUCUCGCUUUACCGGCCGAGGGAGCCGGCGUACAGCUUCCAGGUCAUGUGGCCAGCAUGACUAAGCCGCUUCUGGCAAACCAGAGCAGUGCACAGAAACGCCAUUUACUUUCCUGCUGUAGCAGUAAGUAUUAAAAAAUUUUUAAAGUCAUAUAUAUAUAUAUAUAUAUGUCCCUCAGGUGGUGCAAUGGGUUAGUGCACCUGACUUUAACCAGAAAGUUGGUGGUUCAAGCCCACCCAGGGAUAACUGUGGGCAGGAUUCCUGCUUUGCAGGGGGUUGGACUAGAUGACCCUCAGGGUCCCUUCUAACUCUACAAUUAUGAAAGCUAUGAAAUAUAUAUAUAUAUAUAUAUAUAUAUAUAUAUAUAUAAUGAAUGUUCAUAAAUGCACCAACCAUGCACGUAAAUACAUAUGUGGACCACAUGUCUGGAGCAGCACAAGAAGACCGUCCUGAAACCAUUUUGACUCCCAAACUGACCAAAUGUUUUCCUGCAAGGAGGGAGGGGUGAGGGAACCUUCCCAUUGUCUCAGGAAUUGAGUAAUCACCAUCUCAAAGGAAUGACCAGACUACCAGGAAAGGCAAUCAGAUAAGGCAUUAUCUGAUAACCUGGCACACAGGAAAAACAACAUUCAAAUUUCUGUUGUAGAUCGCCUUUUCUGUGAUGUACGUAUGAUGUUUGUGGGGGGUGGUCUUGGGUUACACCUCUUUUGUGAUGUAUGUAUGAUGUAUGGAGGGGUGGUCUUGAGCUCCAGGGCAGGAAAUUUAAAUGAUCUGUAUAAGGGCAGGCCCACCUUUGUUCGGGGUGUGAGGGUAGCACCCUGUUGCAACAGUUCAAUAAAGAUCAGUCUUACUAGCUGCUUUGCUUCUCAAUAUUCUCUGGUUGGCCUCUGUUAUUUUCUCCCACUGAUGGAGAACCUGCAAAGGACUCUACAAGGGCUCUUGUGUCCCCCAUAAGGGAAUAAGGACAGAUUUUGUUUACAACAGGUACCUAUUUAUCUUCUUGCACUUUGUGCUUUCGAAUUGCUAGGUUGGCAGGAGCAGAGACAGAGCAACGGGAGUUCACCCCUUCGCGGGGAUUUGAACUGCCAACCUUCAGAUCGCCAAGCCCUAGGCUCUGUGGUUUAACCCACAGCGCCACCUGCGUCCCUUAUUGAGGACAAUACGUUCUUGCAAAAGCGAGGCUCCAAAGCAGGCACAGUCUAGCUGGGGCACAGAAUGAGCUUUUAUUCCCUAUGCACACGUUCCCUCCCUCCUCUUCCCAUUGGUUGGGUGCUGCAAGGUUUUCCUCCCCCCAUUAUCAAAUAACAGACAAGAGGCUGAACGUGGGGAGAAAUUUCUCCUUCCUCCUCCGAGUUGCCUCCACUUCCGGCUUCACCAGCAGAGAUAAAAUUGGGGCUUGCAAGGGAGGGAGGGGAGGAGGCGGGAAGGGGGGAUGCAUCGUGCGGAGGCUGAGGAGGGGCUGCUUCCUAAUUAAGGCUCCUAAUUAAGCGCCCUCACUCCCUGCCUCCCAUGCGGGGGCUCCCAUUCCCGCCCCCGCUGCCCAGGAUGUCGGGUGAGUGCAAAGCCAAUGGCGGGAAGGGGCUUUACGAGGAGGUCCAGGAUGAGAAGCCCCGGGACGGGGAGAAGAGAAGGGAGGGAAGGGAGCUGUUUAUUUGAAGGGGCGGGGGGGGGAGAAGCUUCCUCCUGAAGGGAUCUGGUACGAAGGGAAUUGCAGGGGGGAGAGGGGAGAUGGGUGGGCAUUGCUGGCCAGGAUCGCCUUAAUAGUAUUAAUUUAAAUUUAAUAUCUGUACUCCAGCAGAAAACCCUCGGAGGAGGACCUUAUCUUUAGGCAACAGGCGAAAGCCUUGCUCUUCUCCCAGGCGUUUGGCUCAUUAAACAAUCUAUGGACUUCACAACUGAAUUGGGGGUGUUGUUUUUAUUUUUUACUCUGCUACGCAUCUCUGUGUUUUUCUCUUGUAAGCUGCCCUGUGAUCUUUGGAGGAAGGGCAGUAUAGAAAUGUGAAGAAUAGCUGUAAAAAUAGGAAGCCCUCUUGCGUUCAAGGGGGGGGGGGUUGGGACAAAGUCAUUGAUCAGCAUGCAUAACAGGAUGGGCUUAGGAGGGAAUAAUACUAAUAAGAAUAAGAGUAAAAUAAAAAUAAAUAAUUCAUUGCUUGCCCCUGCCCAUCUGACUGUGUUGCCUCAGCCACUGGGCGAUUUCCAUCAAAAACACCAAAAAAUUUAAAACAUCAAAAACUUUCCUGUACAGGGCUGCCAUCAUAAGACUACUGUUUUGUAGAAAUGGCCCUCAAAUAUAAAGAAAUGGCCUCUUCAAGGAAUUGUGUGGUGUAAACGUGUAUGUUGUCCUCUAGGUCCAAACACAUAGUAAGAGCAAGCAGUGCUCCAAAGUGCUUCUCUUGUGAACUUGCCAUCUAAGUUGUUUACUCCUGACCAAAACUCCUGUUUCCCAAAAGGACUGGAGGGGGGGGGUCUCCUCACCACUUUUAACCCCCCCACUCCCACCGCAUGGAAGGCAGAGGACGUGUUCAUUCACAAACCCAGUAAACCAUGUGUGUAUCUGAAGUGAACCAGGCGCUGCAGCUCCUUCCCCUCUCACUGGGCUGCUGCAAGAAAAGGCAGCAGAGGAGGAAAGGGAUGGGUUUGAAGGCUCUUCCUGCCUCUCUCCCCUGAGGAACAAGAGCAAAGGGUGUUUGCAGGGCAGGAGGGCAGAGGAGGGGGCAGCGAGGGCAGAGGGAGCAGUGGGCGGAUCCCCCGCCUCUCCCAGGGGGUCCUGAUGCAAGCAAGGGGCUUCCUUCUUCUCCAUGCAAGGGCCAUUCAGAGCAGUCCUUUGCAGAUGAACUCUUAAGUUCCAUGGGAUCUACUCUCAGGCCACUAAUGUGCAUACCAUGCCAGCCUUAGGAAGGGAGGUGGGACAGGCAGGUGAAAGGAAUUGCCAAAGGUGUUUGAAAAUGGGUGGGGCUCUUGGGAAGGGGGUGCCCAGUUGGGGCUUCUCCAGGGGCAGCAGAAUGUCUUGGGCAGGAGAAUCCCUGCAGGGGCUCUCAGACUCCCUUGGCUUCUUCUUCUUCCCUCUCUCCCUGGAAGCUGCAACUUGCUCUGGAUUCUGCGCUCUUCAGGAAGCUGAAGCUGCAAACCUAGCUGAGACUGAACCUGCAACCCUGGCCAGGAUGGAAGGAGGAAGAUGGACGGUUGACCUGGUCAGGCUGUCUCCUGCAUCCCUCCCCGCAACCUCUGAGCAUUCCCUCCCAGGACCCUUGGAGAAAUCUGGUGAGUUCCAGGGGAGAGGAGAUGGGGACAGGGGUAGAUGGAAGGUGGAGGGAAAAAGAGGAAAAGAUGGAGAGGAGACAAAUGGAAGAAAGUUCCUGAAAGGAAGAAGGAAGGGGUGAGGCCUUCUCCAAAGCAGCUCUUUGUUUCUUGAAUCCCUUUCAUAAAGUAGCGGGGGCAGAUUUUCUCCCUCCAGGAUUUUAAAUCUUAGGAGUUACAGUGGUACCUCGGUUCUCAAAUUUAAUCGGUUCUGGAAGUCUUCCAAAACCAAAGCGUUCCAAAACCAAGGCGUGCUGUCCCGUAGAAAGUUAUGCAAAAUGGAUUAAUCCAUUCCAGACUUUUAAAAACAACCCCUAAAACAGCAAUUUAACAUGAAUUUUACUAUCAAACAAGACCAUUGAUCCGUAAAAUGAAAGCAAUAAUCAAUGUUCUGUACCAUAAAAUAAUUAAGACAGUAUUGUAUAUGAUAAAAAUUAAAAUUAUUAUUUUUUCGUACCUGCAUUGAUGAUAGUCAAUGUUUGAAUGGGGAGCUAAUAUCCCUUUCCACAGUCAAUUAAUCAAUCAAUCAAUCAAUCAAUCAUAAAACAAAAACCAAGCCUCAGUCAAAAAUGAAAAAGCCACAAAAACAAAAACUCAAAAAAUAGGAAAAAACUAAAGCUGCAAAUGUCACCUCAGAACACUGCAACCAGGAAUGGCUUGAAUAUUGAGGGGGGGGGCCUUAAAUUAGCUGUCCAAGGGAACGAAUGGGAUGAAAAAAACCUUGAUUACGAUGGAGACGACUUAAAUUAGCUGCUGAAGGGUAAAACGGAAUGAAAAAAAGCCUUAAUUAGGAUGGGGGGCACUUAAAUUUACUGCCCAACCAUAAAAAUGGAGCUCAGGAGCACGUUCGGUUUCCGAGGCAAACUUCAAAAACAGGAGCCCCUAUUUCUGGGUUUGCAAAUGAUGAAUCAACAGAAGCAUAGUCAAUCUAUGGACUUCCCCUUUUUUUGAAAUAUUUUUAUUGGUUUUUACAAAUACAAGUUUACAUCAAAAACAUUUGAUAUAAUGUUUUUAUAGCAUUUUAAAUGACAGAUCCCGAGGUUUUUGCAAACCAGAGGAUCGCUUCUGCACACGCACACGGCGCAAUAGAGUGCUUCUACGCGUGCGAGUGGCGAAACCCGGAAAAAUACCAGAGGGUUACGUAACAUGAGGUACCACUGUAUAGAUACAUUCUCCACAGUUCUCAUUUAUCUAAAGUGUCCAUAAACUUAUUUACAAGUGAUUCCUAAAGUCCAGCUAACGUUUUGAUUUGCGUGCAGUAAUCUCAUACGUAAAUUAUAAAAUUUCCCCAUUCUUUUUUAAAGUCCUUGUUUUCUUGAUUCCUGAGUCUCAUGGCUAAUUUUGCCAUUUUGGCAGAGUCCAGCAGUUUAGCUCACCAUUCUUCCCUAGUUCGGAUUAUUGCAUCUUCCCAUCUUUGAGAUAAUAACAUCUGUGCAGCUGUUGUCGCAUACAUAGUCUUUCCUGGUCUUUUGGGAUCGCAGUACCUGUAAUUCCAAAUAAAUAAACUUCUGGUUUCUUAACAAAAUUUAUUUUAAACAUUUUUUCCAAUUCAUUAUAUACCAUUUCCCAAAAUGAUACUGUUGUUUUACAUAACCACCACAUAUAGCAAAAGGUACCCACUUCUUCUUUGAAGUGACCUGUUCAUCCUUUGUAUGCCAUUCUAGGAGCAAGUUAUACAUUUUAGACAGAUUUUUUUAUGUUACUUCCUAAGAGUUCUUUUUGAAAUUGUGAUGUCUCAUAACUAAAACCUUUUUUUAUUUUAAUUUUUUUAAAAAAAAUUAUUGUUAAAAUAGUUCAUCAUUAAUCCACAUAUAUUACAGAUAUACAAGCAUACAAACAUACAUUUCAUACAAUCCUUAAAAGUGUUCAAACAUACUUACACUCAAUCCCACAAAUAAUUCCUUUUCCCAUCACCAUCCACCACCCCUCACCCCACCUUUGUGUUAGACUUCCAAUCUACUCAAUUGCAAUUUCUUUCCACUUCUAUUACUUUCUUUCACACACCUUUAGCCUAAUUUCAUAGAAUCAUAUAAUAGAAUCAUACAGUUGGAAGAGACCACAAGGGCCAUCGAGUCCAACCCCCUGCCAAGCAGGAAACACCAUCAGAGCACUCCUGACAUAUGGUUGUCAAGCCUCUGCUUAAAGACCUCCAAAGAAGGAGACUCCACCACACUCCUUGACAGCAAAUUCCACUGUCGAACAGCUCUUACUGUCAGGAAGUUCUUCCUAAUGUUUAGGUGGAAUCUUCUUUCUUGUAGUUUGGAUCCAUUGCUCCGUGUCCGCUUCUCUGGAGCAGCAGAAAACAACCUUUCUCCCUCCUCUAUAUGACAUCCUUUUAUAUAUUUGAACAUGGCUAUCAUAUCACCCCUUGACCUCCUCUUCUCCAGGCUAAACAUGCCCAGCUCCCUAAGCCGUUCCUCAUAAGGCAUCGUUUCCAGGCCUUUGACCAUUUUGGUUACCCUCCUCUGGACACGUUCCAGUUUGUCUUGAAUUGUGGUGCCCAGAACUGGACACAGUACUCCAGGUGAGGUCUGACCAGAGCAGAAUACAGUGGCACUAUUACUUCCCCUGAUCUAGAUGCUAUACUCCUAUUGAUGCAGCCCAGAACUGCAUUGGCUUUUUUAGCUGCCGUGUCACACUGUUGGCUCACUCUUCUCCAGGAUGAAGAGGAACCAUUGAUGAGCACCCUUUGGGUUCAGUCAGUCAUCCAGUUACAAAUCCACUGAGUGGUAGCAUAGUCAAGUCCGCAUUUUACCAGCUUCUUUACAAGAAUAUCAUGGGGCACCUUGUAGAAUGCCUUGCUGAAAUCAAGGUAGGCUACAUCCACUGCGUUCCCUUCAUCUACCAGGCUUGUAAUUCUGUCAAAAAACGAGAUCAGGUUAGUCUGACAUGACUUAUUUUUCAGAAAUCCAUGCUGACUAUUGGUGAUCACAGCAUUCCUUUCUAGGUGCUCACAGACUGUUUGCUUAAUGAUCUGCUCCAGAAUCUUCCCUGGUAUUGAUGUCAGACUGACUGGGCGAUAAUUAUUUGGGUCCUCUCUUUUCCCCUUUUUGAAAAUAGGGACAACAUUUGCCCUCCUCCAGUCUGCCGGGUCUUUGCCUGUUCUCCAGGAAUUCUCAAAGAUGACUGCCAGUGGUUCUGAGAUCACAUCUGCCAGUUCUUUUAAUACUCUUGGAUGCAGUUCAUCUGGCCCUGGAGACUUGAAUACAUCUAAACUAGCCAAGUAUUCUUGUACUAUCUCCUUAGUUAUUCUGGGCUGUGUUUCCUCUGCUGAAUCAUUUGCUCCAAAUUCUUCAGGUCGGGCAUUGUUUUCUUUAUCGGAGAAGACUGAGGCAAAGAAAGCAUUGAGGAGUUCAGCCCUUUCUGUGUCCCCUGUUUGCAUUUCACCAUCUUCUCCUCUGAGUGACCCCACUGUUUCUUUGUUCUUCCUUUUGCUACGGACAUACCCAUAAAAGCCUUUUUUGUUGCUUUUAACCUCUCUAGCAAGCCUGAGUUCAUUCUGUGCUUUAGCUUUUCUGGCUUUGUGUCUACAUGUGCUGGCUAUUUGUUUGAAUUCCUCUUUGGUGGUUCCCCCCCUUUUCCAUUUUUUGUACACAUCCUUUUUUAAUCUUAACUCAGUUAAAAGUUCUUUAGAUAGCCACCCUGGCUUCUUUAGGCACCUUCCAUGUUUCCGUCUCAUUGGUAUUGCCUGAAGUUGUGCUUUUACUAUCUCCCUCUUAACAAACUCCCAGCCAUCAUGAACUCCCUUUCCUUUUAGUAUUACUGUCCAUGGGAUCUCACCCAGCACUUCCCUAAGUUUUAUGAAGUCGGCUUUCUUAAAGUCAAGAAAUUGAGUCCUAGGCUGCUCCUUUCCGCUGUAUAGUAAACUUCAGAAGAGCAUGAUCACUCACGCCUAAUGAUCCUUCCACUUCUACCCCACUAACCAGGUCAUCAACAUUGGUUAGGACCAGAUCUAAAAUGGCUGUUCCUCUUGUUGCUUCUCCCACUUUCUGGACAAUGAAGUUGUCUGCAAGGCCAGUGAGGAAUCUGUUUGACCUUAUGCUCUUGGCUGAGUUUGACAUCCAACAAAUAUCCAGGUAAUUGAAGUUCCCCAUUACUACUAUCUCCCUUCCUUUUGCAUGCUUGGCCAUCUGUUCCAGGAAGGCAUCGUCUAUGUCCUCCGUUUGGCUUGGGGAUCUAUAGUAAACUCCCACAAUGAGGUCUCUGUUAUUCUUCUCUCCCUUAAUUUUGACCCAAAUGCUCUCACUUUAGCUUUGAGGUUCUAAAUCUUGGAUCUCUUCACAGGUAUACACAUCCCUGACAUAUAACGCCACUCCUCCUCCUUUCUUGUCUGGUCUGUUUCUCUGAAAUAGAUUGUAUCCCUCCAUUAUUACAUUCCAAUCGUGGGACUUAUCCCACCAGGUUUCAGUGAUGCCUAUUAUGUCAAUAUUUAGCUUGCUGUACCAAGAGCUCAAGCUCAUCUUGUUUAUUUCCCAUGCUUUGCGCAUUAGUGUACAGACAUUGAAGUCCAUUAAUCAUUCCCCCGUGUCUCUUAUUUCAGGAUUUUUUCCUCCCACCACUAGGUCUGCGUGCUGUUUGCUCCAUUUGGUAUAUGACAUUUGGAUGAUCAUCUUCAUCAAUUGAUAGACUCCCACCUUCAGGAGCACUGUCUCCCUCCCCCACAUUAGUCAGUUUAAAGCCCUCCUGAUGAGGUUUCUGAGAUUUUUGGCAAAAACAUUCCUCCCAACCGUUGUGAGGUGCAGCCCAUCACUUGCCAGAAGUCCAUCUUCAAGAAACUGCAGUCCGUGAUCUAAGAAUCCAAACCGUUCCUGUUUACACCAUUUGCGAAGCCAGCUGUUCACUUCCACCAUUUGUUCCCUCUCUCCCUGGGCCACGUCGUUCAACUGGGAGGACAGAUGAGAUGACAAUUUGUGCAUUUAAUUGCUUCAAUUUCCUGCCCAGAGCCUCGUAAUCUCUUUUGAUCUUCUGGAGGCUAUUGCUUGCAGUGUCAUUGGUUCCCACAUGAACCAAGAGGAAGGGGUAUUUGUCAGUGGGUUUUAUGAUUCCUUGCAGUCGUUCAGUCACAUCUUGGAUCUUAGCCCCGGGGAGACAGCACAUCUCCCGAAACAUCUUGUCAGGCCCACAGAUCACUGCUUCUGUUCCCCUCAGUAGGGAAUCCCCUAUCACCACUACACGCCUCCUCUUAGGUUUGGUCGGGGUUCUUCCGUGAGCUGUCCAUUCCAAGGUCGCCUGCACAUUCCCUGAGGACUGACUUUGCUGCUCGUCUUCAUAUACCUGAUCGACUGUAAUGAGGGAGAGAUCCUCAAAUGGAGUCUGUUCUUCGUCUUCCAUGCUAGGGGAGAGGACUUCAAAGCGAUUGUGUAUUUCUAAACAAUCAGAGCGAACCCUGGGCCUCCUACUUCUUUGAGUCAUGUUUCUCCAUAUAUCUGGCACCUGUGUUGGUGAACUAGCCUCCUUCUCAGGGGUGUUCCCUGUCUCCUCCUUGGUGGAGACGGUGUUCUCUGUUGCUUCCAAGAAGAGCUCCAGCUCUCUAAUUCUUUGGAGCGUAGCUACACGUUCCUCCAGUUGCUGGACUUUGUCUUCUAAGAGGGCAAUCAAUAUACAAUUGCUGCAGGUAAAGCUGCCUGCAACCUUUGGCAAGAUGGCAAACAUUGCGCAGGAACUUCUUUUCUAUUACACAUUGUUAUCCAUCUUAUUUAGUAUUUCAGUGUUUGAAACUGAACUUGUUUAUUCCAAUAGGAGUUCUGAUUUUUCGAUAUGGUUUUGCAAGUAUCUUUUAAACACCUUCCAGUCCCUAUCUAUCUACUCUUUUGAGAUCCUUCCAAUUUCUCCCACUGUUUUAGAUAUAUUGUAGGACUCCAAUAAUUUGGCAAGCCACUCUAUUUUUGUCAGUACAAUACCACUUUUCCAGUUUUUCGCACUCAAUAGCCUUGCGGCUACUGUUGCGUAUAAAUAUAAGGUUCUUGUCUUCUUCCUUUAGGCUUCCUAGUACUAUUCCCAAUAGAAAAUCUUCUGGUGUUUUCCUAAAUGAAUAUCUAAACAUUUUUUUUCAUUUCAUUAUAUAUUAUUUCCCAAAAUUGUUUGAUGUUUAAACAAUUCCACUAUAUAUGUAUCAUAGUACCUUUUCCAGUGUUGCAUCGCCAACAGACAUCGCUACAAUUUUUAUUCGUUUUUGUUAUUCUUUCAGGUGUUAAAUACCAUCUAUGUUGUACUUUGAGGUAAUUUUCUUUCAGUAUAUAACACAUCGUGAAUUUCAUCUCUUCUUUCCACAAUUUUUCCCAUUGUUCAAACAUAAUAUUUUCCCCAAUAUCUUGCGCCCAUUUAAUCAUUGAUGCUUUAACCAAUUCAUCCUUUGUUUCCCACUCUAAGAUCAGAUUAUACAAUCUAGAUAUAUUAUUUGAUUUUUCUUGUAUUAAAUAUUUAUCAAAUUUUGAUAUUUCUUUUUCAAAUCCUAGCUUUUUUGUCUUUCGCUAAUCUAAACUUAAUUUGAAUAUAUUGGAACCAAUCACUAAUAUGAGCUUUACUUUCUGUAUAAUCCUUUAAUUCCAAUUCUCCAUUUUCUUCCUUUAAUACAGUUUUUUAUAUAUAUAAAAUAUUUAUUAAAGGUUUUAAACAAUAAAACACCAUUCACAUACACAACCCAAAAAAGGAAAAACACCAUCACCAUCGGUCACAUAGACCAAAAGAAAAAACCCCGAAAAAAACAUACAAAAAAAGACAAAAGACAAAAAUCAUAUAAAAGACAUGAAAAAUAGUUCAGUUUCAUAAACAAAAUUUCCAUAACCCUCUUUUCUGACUCCCUCACAUCUCCCUUUUCUGUGUUCCCAUUUACAAAAUCUUGUUCAGCAAUGCUUCACCUUCUCUCAAAACUUAUUUUAAAUUGUACGUUUCAACUAUUAUGUCUCCAGUUUUACCCUUUGUUAUCAAAUAUUUAAGCUUGACAUAAUGUUAUUCAAAUUUCACCUUUGUUCUUAUAGUUCAAUUGUUUUCAUACUCCUUUCAACUAAGUCACUAAUGCCAUAUUAUCUUUAUAUCCUGCAUCAUUCUAACAUUCAUACAAUUUACAAUACUUUUGCAAAUAAUCCUUAAAUUUCUUCCAGUCCUCUUCCACUAUCUCUUCUCCCAGGUCUCGGAUUCUGCCAGUCAUUUCUGCCAGUUCCAUGUAGUCUAUCAGUUGCAUCUGCCAUUCUUCCAGGGUGGGCAAAUCUUGUGUCUUCCAAUAUUUUGCGAUGAGUAUUCUUGCUGCUGUUACUGCAUACAUAAAGAAAGUUCUGUCCUUCUUUAACACCAUUUGGCCAACAAUGCCCAGAAGGAAGGCCUCUGGUUUCUUAGGGAAGGUAUAUUUAAAUACCUUUUUCAGUUCAUUAUAGAUCAUUUCCCAGAAAGCCUUAAUCUUAGGGCACGUCCACCAAAGGUGAAAGAAUGUUCCUUCAGUUUCUUUACAUUUCCAACACUUAUUGUCUGGCAAAUGGUAUAUUUUUGCAAGCUUGACUGGGGUCAUGUACCACCUGUAUAUCAUUUUCAUAAUAUUUUCUUUCAGGGCAUUACAUGCCGUAAAUUUCACACCAGUGGUCCAUAACCGUUCCCAGUCAGCAAACAUAAUAUUAUAGCCAAUGUCUUGCGCCCAUUUUAUCAUUGCUGAUUUAACCAUUUCAUCCUGAGUGUUCCAUUUUAACAGCAAGUUAUACAUUCUUGAAAGUACCUUAGUUUUUCGUUCUAGCAGUUCUGUUUCUAGUUUCGAUUUUUCCACCUGGAAGCCUAUUUUUUUAUCCACCUUAAAGGCCUCCCUAAUCUGACCAUAAUGUAACCAGUCUCGCACUUUGUCCUUUAAUUUCUCAAAACUCUGCAAUCUCCAAGUGUCUCCAUCCUCUUCUACUAUCUCCCAAUAUUUUGGCCAAUUGGCCUCCAUAUUGAGUCUUUUCUGAGCCUUAGCUUCCAUUGGUGACAACCACCUUGGGGUCUUACUCUCUAAUAAAUCUUUAUAUCUUGUCCAGACAUUAAACAGUGUCUUCCUGACUAUAUGGUUCUUAAAUGCUUUAUGAGCUUUAACCUUGUCAUACCACAGAUAUGCAUGCCACCCAAACACAUUGUUAAACCCUUCCAAAUCCAAGAUGUCAGUGUUUUCGAGAAGUAGCCAAUCUUUCAACCAGCAGAAAGCUGCUGAUUCAUAAUACAGUUUCAUAUCUGGCAGGGCAAACCCCCCUCUUUCUUUAGCAUCAGUUAGUAUUUUAAAUUUUAUUCUGGGCUUUUUGCCCUGCCAGACAAACCUAGAAAUAUCUCUCUGCCACCUCUUGAAACAGUCCAUCUUGUCCACAAUCUGCAAAGUCUGAAACAAAAACAACAUUUUUGGCAAUACAUUCAUCUUUAUAGCAGCUAUUCGACCCAGCAAGGAAAGCUUCAAUUUUGACCAAAUUUCUAAAUCCUUUUGAUUUCUGACCAGCAUUUUUCAUAAUUGUCUUUAAAUAAAUUCAGGUUUUUAGCCGUCAUAUUAACCCCUAAAUAUUUCACCUUUUUGACCACAUUUAACUCUGUCUCCUUCUGAAACCUUUCUUUUUCCAAAGUUGUCAAGUUUUUCCCAGAACCUUAGUUUUCUGCUUGUUUAAUUUGAAUCCUGCCACUCGACCAAAUUUUUGGAUCAGUUCUAACACCCUUUUCGUACUAGAUUUUGGCUCCUGUAAUGUCAAAACAAGGUCAUCUGCAAAAGCCUUAAGUUUGUACUGUUUAGCUCCGACCUGAAUUCCUUCAAUCAACCGGUCUCCUCUAAUCAUAGUUCAAGAGCACCUCCAGGACCGAGAUGAAUAGCAAUGGGGAAAUAGGGCAACCCUGUCGUGUUCCUUUCUCAAUUUUAAACUCUUCUGACACCACAUUAUUAACUAUCAAUUUUGCCUUUUGUUCUGAAUAAAUUGCAUCUAUACCAUUUUCAAACCCCCGUCCCACUCCCAUCCCUUUAAGAUUUUUCUUCAUAAAAUUCCAUGAAAUGUUAUCAAAGGCCUUCUCCGCAUCUAUAAAAAUCAACACUGCUUUUGUAUUAGUAUUCAUUUGCAAUAGUUCCAAAAUGUCAAUGAUGUUCCUUGUAUUGUCAGACAAAUGUCUACCUGGGAGAAAGCCUGCCUGGUCUUUAUGAAUCACUCCAUUUAACACUCGUUUUAAUCUAUUAGCCAAAAUGUCUGCAAAAAUUUUGUAAUCCACGUUUAAAAGGGAAAUGGGACGGUAGUUCUUGAGUUGUGUCUUUUCAGUUUCAGAUUUAGGUAUAAGUGUGAUGAAAGCUUCUUUCCACGUUUCCGGUGCCUUCUUCCCUCCAUAAUCUCAUUACAUACCUCCUUCUUCCUUUAAUACAGUUUUAUAGGUAACCCAAUUUUAUUUCAUAUUUAAUUUUUUCACUGCGACAAUUUCUGCUGGCGAUGCCCACCAGGGAGUUUUCGGUUCUAGGAGUCUUUUAUAUUUCUCCCAUAUUUUAUAUAUAGACUUUCUGACUAUAUGCCCUAGGAAGCCUUUAUGUACUUUGACUUUUUCAUCUAUUAGAUAGGCAUGCCAUCCAAAUCUCGUCUCUACUCUGUCUAAAUCCAAUACAUCCGAGUCAUCUAAUUUGAUCCAUUCUUUUAGCCAGGUCAGACCCACCGCAUCAUGAUAUAACUCCAUGUCUGGGAGACCAAAUCCUCCUCUCUCCUUCUUAUCUAUCAUUAUUUUGUGUUUUAUUCUUGGCUUUUUCCCUGACCAUACGAAUUUAGCCAAAUCUCUUUUCCAGUUAUUAAAACAUUUAUCUCCUCCUAGUAUUGAGAUACUUUGAAAUAAAAACAUCAUCCUUGGUAAUAUGUUCAUCUUUAUUACCGAUAUUUUCCCUAGUAAGGAAAGAUUUAAUUUCCCCAUACUUGCAAGUCAUUUUUAUUUCAUUCCAUGUUUUCCCAUAGUUCUCAUUACUUAAGUCUAUAGUGUUUGUUGUUAAAUUUAUUCCAAGAUACCUUAUUUUCUUUUUAAUUUCCAAUCCUGUAAUUUAUUGUAAUUUCACUUUAUCUUUUUCUUCCAUAUUUUUCACUAGUAUUUUGCUUUUCCCAUAGUUUAAUUUGUAUCCUGCUAAUCUGCCAAAUUCGUUUAUGCAUUCCAAUAUUCUAGGUGUACAUUGUAGGGGAUUUUCUGUUGUGAUCAUAACAUCAUCUGCAAAGGCUCUUAACUUGUAUCUUUUUUCACCAACUGCUAUUCCUCUUAUUUGGUUGUCCUGCCUUAUUUUCUUUAAUAGAACCUCUAAUACUAUUGUAAAUAGCAUUGGGGGUAGGGGGCAUCCUUGUCUUGUACCUUUAGAUGUUGAUGUCUUCUCCAAACUCUCCAUUAAUAAUAAUUUUUGCUUUCUGUUGGUCACAUAUUACAUUUAUACCUUUUUGGAAUUUUUCACCUAGACACAAUUCUUUUAAUAGUUUUUUCAUGUCUAUCUUAAAGAUAUUGUUUAGUUGAUGGUACUGUAACCAGUCAGUUACAGCUUCCCUUAUCUCUUCAAAAUCUUUUUAUUUCAGUUGGUUUUCAACUUCAGUUAAGAGUUCUCUAUAAGUCGGCCAAUUACUUCUCAUAUUCAAUUUUUUCAGAGAUAUUGCUUCCAAGGGGGAAAGCCACCAGCGUGUUUUUUACUCAAACAAAUUUUUAUACUUCUCCCAUACCCUAAAAAUUGAUUAUCUUCCUCUAUGAUUCUGAGAAGCUCUAUGCAUCUAGGCCUUUUCCUACCGUAAAUAUCCAUGCUAUCCAAAAUUCAUGUCCUUCCAGGUCUAAAAUACAGUAUCUGUGUUUUCCAAUGUAAUCCAUUCCUGGUUCUAGCAGAUAUAGGAUGCUUAAUAAUAAAGUUUCAAAUCCAGCAGGGCAAAACCUCCUCUCUCUCUUACAUCUGUUAAUAAUUUAUUUUUUAUCCUUGGUUUCUUCCCUUUCCAUAUAAACCUAGAUAUAUCUCCUUGCCAUUUUUCAAAGCAUCCUGUGUUGCCUAUUGCCGGGACUGAUUGGAAUAAAAAUAACAUUUUUGGCAAUACAUUCAUUUUUAUUACUGAUAUUCUUCCCCAAAAUGAUAAAUCCAUUCUUCCCCAUAUCUCUAAAGCUCUUUUUAUUUCUUUCCACUCAUUCUUGUAAUUGUCUUUAAAAAUAUUAAUAUUCUUAGCUGUCAAACAAAUCUCUCAGAAUUUGACUUUGUUAUAUAUAACUGUCAGGGGUUCAGGAACAGAGGCACAGGAAAGGGAGGAAAUAGAGAGCGAGGGGGAGGAGUCCGAAGGUAAUGUUAGCGAUGACAGCGGUCCGAGGUCUCUGAGUCUUUCCAGCGAAUCGGAAGAUUCACAGAAAGGGGCUCCCAUGGUCAGAGCAAGGGGGGUGCCGAGGGUGACACCCCAGGAAGAAGGGGCCAGAGGGGACUCAGAGAGACGCAGUUGGAAAUCAGGACCAGCGUCCACACCAGAGUGCAGUAGGGGAGGAGUCCCAGGCAUCGGGAUCAGGCGGCGCACUGCCAGUGGGAGGACAUGAGUCAGGAUUGGCCACGCCUCCAUCGGGGAGCGAGGAAACGGUCGAGAGGAAGGUUGAAGGCUGGGCGCGCGCGCCAAGUUCAAAUGUACAGGAGGGCGGUGCAGUUGGCAGCCCGGAUAGGGAGCCAGGUCCCAAAGCCCGCCGAAAAGACGGGGAGGAGUCAGGGGGGUCAACGUCAGCGUCAGAAGAAUCCGGGAAGGAAGGGACCCUGGGGGGUAGCAGGACCCAGAGGAGAAAGGAGAGACGGAAGAGGUGGAGUAAGGCUAGAAUCUUAAACUGGUGUACAGGGGGCGGAGACUCAGAUGGAGCUUCGCCGAUCUAACCAUGAGACGUAGAGUUGCACGCAGCAGCUUGAGAAUGGAAACUGUAACUCAAUAAAGACUUUUGUUUAAUGAUCGCUGGCUAGCGUGAUCCUCUGUGAGCUAGGAUCUGGAAGCAGCUCUGACAGUAAGCUCCAUCUCUUAAAUUGUGGGCAUCUACGGCCUCGCGGAGAGGAGAGAAAGCGGGUGCCUACUAGCGAGCUCACGAACGGCAGACAAUAUGACGGCCGAACAGCAGAUAGCGGAACUCAGAGAAGCAGUGUCACGACUGAAUGCCGAGGCUCUUGCAUCCAGGAAGAGAGAGGAGGACGCAGCUGCCGCCUACAGGGAUCUCCAGGUCAGGUUGGAAGUGCUUACGAAGCAAGGGCAACUGACACCCAAACCGGAGGGGAUUGGGUUGGGGAGACGAACAGGCGGUCUGGUCUCUCACUUCGAUGGGAAUUUGCAACAGUACCCCAACUUUAGAGCAGAUGUAAUGUGUGCACUGCAACUGCUGAACAAAGACUUUAGAGAUGAGCAAGAGAAGGUGAGAUUCAUCAUGUCCCAUUUGCAUGGAGAUGCUAAAGCAUGGCUGCGCAAUUUGUGGAGAGAUAAUGAUCCGGCGCUCCAAAAUGCGGAUGCCUUUAUUAAAGCGAUGGAUGGGUGCUUUUAUUCAAGCAUUGACGUGGAUCUUGCUCGGCAGCAGAUACAUGGACUGAAGCAAGGGAGGGCCAGCGUAAGGCAGUACCAUGCCCGCUUUUCGCUUUGGUCAGUGCUCUGGAAUGGGACAGAGAUUCGGCUCCUGUAAGAGACCUGUUUUGGGAGGGAUUGCACGGCUUGGUUAAAGAUGAAUUUGCGAGGGGAGAGACCCGGACCACGCAGGAGAUCGUUCAGAGGGCGCUGGCGGUGGGGGUGCGGCUGGAAGAACGUCCGUGGAGCAGGGACGAAGGGCGUGGAGGGCGCGAACCAGCCAGGGGCUCCUCCUUCCUUCCCAGAGAAGCAGCGCGUGCGCAAUCCACGCCUCCGCCAGGAGGAGGAGCGGAACCUAUGGAGGUAGGAGGUGCAAGGGCUCAGUCAGCAGCCAGAGCCCUAGCACCGGCAGCAGUGAAGCGAAGCCUCCUAGAGGGAACAGGAAGUGUUACAUCUGCGAUGAUCCACAGCAUAUGGCGAAAGAGUGUCCCCAGAGGCUCCACAAGCACACUGCAGCCUCAGCAAUGGUAACUGCAGCAACGCAGCAAGGAGAACCACAGCAGGGAAACGACGGAGUCUGGCUGGAGAAAGAGGCACUGGGGCCCAGCCAGACGUGUCAGUGAAGCAGUCCCCAGAGAUUUUACAGCCCAUGGACCCCUCCCGCCCAAACCAGUAGUGAGGCUCACCGCGUCGCUCCAGCUGCCCAAUGGAAUCACCAUGGACGUGCCAAUCACCAUUGACUCCGGAAGCAAUGCGGACUUUAUAGGGCAGGACUUUGUCGACCGGCACGCUAUACAGUUGCUGCCUGCCACGCUGCCCCUGCAGGUUGUCACGGUGGAUGGCAGGGAGCUGCUAGGGGGGCAAGUGGUGAAGCAGACGCCACCAAUGGUGAUGCGACUUGGGAAUCACAGGGAAAUCAUCAGCUUCAAUGUCACUCAACUAUCGGACACGCCCAUUGUAUUGGGCAUGAGUUGGCUGGACAAGCACAGCCCGACGCUGGCUUGGUACCAGAGGCAGCUGACCUUCGGCUCUUCCUUUUGCGCUGAACACUGCAUCGUGCCCCGGCAGGAAGGAGAGGAAGAGGUGUCACAGCUGCAGCUAGGCACGCUGCAAGCGGUUCCCCACAAGUACGCAGAAUUUUUGGAGGUUUUCUGCGAGAAGGAGGCAGACAGGCUACCCCCCCACAGACCAUAUGACUGCAAAAUUGACCUGCUGCCGGGGGCGGCGCUGCCCAAAGGGAAGCUGUAUUCCAUGUCUGAGGACGAACUGCAGGAACUCAAAGAGUUCAUAGAUCAUAAUUUGGACCGCGGUUUCAUCCGAGAGUCCAAGGCAGCGGGGGGGCAGUCCGGUAUUCUUUGUUAAGAAGCGGGACACGCCCCAAAAAAAGACUUGUAGUGGACUAUCGCAUUUUGAACAGUGUGACCAAGCCAUCGGACUUCCCCAUGCCCCGAAUCGACGACCUCCUCGCAAAGGUACGGAAGGGCAGCGUGUUCACCAAGUUGGACCUGCGAGGGGCGUACAACCUCAUUCGCAUGCGGGAAGGAGAUGAGUGGAAGACAGCCAUGUUCACGCCCCUGGGCACCUACGAAUAUAGAGUUAUGCCUUUUGGAUUGCAAAAUGGUUCCCACGUUUUCAAGCUUUCAUGCAUCACGUGUUGGCGGGGCUCCUCUACAAGACGUGCGUCUGUUUCUUGGAUGACAUCCUGAUCUUUUCGGAAUCGCAGCAGGAGCAUGACAGACACGUCAAGGAAGUGCUGAGCAGGCUACAGCAACAUAGGCUUUACGCCAAGCUGGAGAAGUGCCAAUUCGACGUGACCGAGGUGGAUUUCCUGGGCUACAAGUUGUCUGACAAGGGGCUCGCCAUGGACAGCGCCAAGGUUCGAGCAGUGUUGGAUUGGAAAAGCCCACGCAACCGGAAGGAGGUCCAACGGUUUGUCGGCUUCGCGAACUUCUAUCGCAAGUUUAUCAAAGGCUUUGCCAUGCAGACAGCGGCCAUCACGGACACGCUCAGCUCCAAGAAAAAGAAGUUCAUCUGGACAGAGCAGGCGGAGCAGUCCUUUCAGGCACUCAAGCGUCUCUUCCCGUCGGAAGAGCAGCUGCUUCAUGUCAACCCCAGCAGGCCGAUGAGGGUGGAGACAGACGCUUCGGACAGAGCCGUGGGAGCAGUCCUGCUGCAGAAAGACCCGCAGGGGGCUUGGAGGCCGGGAGCGUUUUACUCCAGGAAGCUCAGCAAGUCUGAACAGAACUACACCAUCUGGGACAGGGAGUUGCUGGCCAUUCAUGCAGCAUUCAAAGCGUGGAGGCACUUCCUGAUCGGCGCCAAGCACACGGUGCAGGUCUGCACGGACCACAAGAAUCUGGAGCACUGGCGCACGGCACAGUUCCUGAACCAGAGGCAGAUACGUUGGGCUGAGUUCUUUGCGAACUUCGACUUCCGAAUAGAGUAUGUCCCGGGGGACACCAACAUCAUGGCGGAUGCUCUCUCCCGUAAGCCACAGUAUCUGGAGGAGGCAACGCCAGCGGCCGCCAUGCACAUCUUCGCACCGACAGUGUGGGCGUGCGCUGCUGCAACAGUUGACCUGGAGGCGGUGCGACGAGCGUUGCAGGAUGACUCCUUCGCGCAAGCAAAGAUGGCAGAGGUGCGCAAGGGCACGGCAGCGACCGACGAGUUCCUGCUGCGAGAUGGAUUGCUCAUCCGUAAAGGGGCCAUCUACGUGCCGGGAGACGAACUUCGCGCCAAGGUACUGCAGCAGCUGCACGACGCGUCCACUGCCGGGCACUUUGGCAAGGAGAAGACGGUGGAAUUAGUCGCCAGAGACUUCUGGUGGCCCGGAAUGAGAGGGGAAGUCGCGGACUACGUGGCGAGGUGUGACACCUGCCAGAGGGCCAAACCAGUGCACAGACCGCCGGCCAGACUGCUGGAACCACUGCAAACUCCGUUCGAACCAUGGGAGAGAGUGGCCCUGGACUUUGUCACGGAUCUGCCCAGCUCGAGGGGCAAGACGGCAGUGCUAGUGGUGGUGGACAUGUUCACCAAAAUGGCCCACUUCAUUCCGUGCGCAAAGGUGGCCACAGCGGAACAGACCGCCAAACUGUUCAUAGACCACGUGUUCAGGGUUCACGGUCUGCCACGGUCUAUCCUGUCCGACCGGGGGCGACAGUUCAUCUCGAACUUCUGGCAGAAGCUGAUGGGUUUCCUGAACGUCAAGAUCAACCUAGCGUCGGCAAGACACCCGCAGACCAACGGACAAGCGGAGCGAGUCAACGCCAUCAUGCAGCAGUACCUGAGAUGCUACGCAAAUCAGCAGCCGGCAACAUGGGUGGACUACCUGCCGCUCGCUGAGUUCGCCUACAACAACACGAAGCACGUGUCCACGGGGGUGACACCGUUCUUCGCCAACAACGGGAGGCAUCCCAGAACCUUCCCGGGAUUAGAGAGACUGGGGGAGGGGGAGCCACAGGCAGCGGAAGCCUUAGCGUCAGAGUUGCAGGAGGUUCACGAACAGCUUCGGAGGCAGUUAGAACUAGCAAAGCACGCAUACAAACUGCAGGCUGACAAGCACAGAAGGGUUGGGGAAGACAUACAGGUGGGAGACUGGGUUUGGUUAGCAGCCCAGGCGGUGCCGGCCAGAUCGUUAGCGAAGAAGAAGCUCGGACAUAAGCAGCUAGGCCCUUACCAAGUCGAGGCACAGGUCAAUCCAGUGGCCUUCCGGUUGACACUUCCGGAGGGAUCCAGAAUGCACCCAGUGUUCCAUAGAUCAGUGCUCACGCCCUACAAAGCACCUCACAGAUUUCAGGAGCCGGGCACGGCACCAGACCCGCUCAGGGAGACGCCCCCAAGGAGGGGGUCGCCAAGGGGGGAACCCAUCAACGAGGUCACAGAGAUUUUAGACUCGAGAUGGGGGGAAGAGGGUGUAGAAUAUUUUCUCGCCAGAGAAGGUACCCCGGCCAGCGCCAACAGUUGGGUGCCGGACUAUGCCUUGGACGAGCCUCUUCUCAAGGACGAGUUUCAUGCCCUUUUCCCACACAGGCCCAUGCCAGCCGAGUAUUUCGACGACUGGCUUUUCACACCCACAUUUUCAGCCAGCACAUUCCAGGGGUUCACCUCGGACGAGGAACCGGCACUAGAAACACGUUCCCCGGAGGGAUCACCCUCGGAGUCGGCCUCAGACCGUUCCUAUUGGUGGGACGAUCGACCAGAGGAGCAGUGGCGCAGGAAGUGGCUGGGGGGUCCUUGGCAGGCAACGUCCCCGGAGGAGACCGGGGGAGAGACGGACAUGGACGUGUUGGGGGAGGACCUUGGGUUCGAGCACAGCGGCAAAGAGAUGGAAGCAGAGGAAAUCGAGGUCGGCGAGAGCACGGAGGACGAGCCGGACUUAUCCGGCUGGAUGCACGCCACGGGGGACGAACUGUAUCCGGCACUCACCCCCACAACGACGGAGCACCCAGUACCCACACCUGAAGGAGGGGAGGGGGGAAGGGGGGCUUCGAGGGGGGGAUGGAUGUCAGGGGUUCCGGAACAGAGGCACAGGAAAGGGAGGAAAUAGAGAGCGAGGGGGAGGAGUCCGAAGGUAAUGUUAGCGAUGACAGCGGUCCGAGGUCUCUGAGUCUUUCCAGCGAAUCGGAAGAUUCACAGAAAGGGGCUCCCAUGGUCAGAGCAAGGGGGGUGCCGAGGGGGACACCCCAGGAAGAAGGGGCCAGAGGGGACUCAGAGAGAAGCAGUUGGAAAUCAGGACCAGCGUCCACACCAGAGUGCAGUAGGGGGGAGGAGUCCCAGGCAUCGGGAUCAGGCGGCGCACUGCCAGUGGGAGGACAUGAGUCAGGAUUGGCCACGCCUCCAUCGGGGAGCGAGGAAACGGUCGAGAGGAAGGUUGAAGGCUGGGCGCGUGCGCCAAGUUCAAAUGUACAGGAGGGCGGUGCAGUUGGCAGCCCGGAUAGGGAGCCAGGUCCCAAAGCCCGCCGAAAAGACGGGGAGGAGUCAGGGGGGUCAACGUCAGCGUCAGAAGAAUCCAGGAAGGAAGGGACCCCGGGGGGUAGCAGGACCCAGAGGAGAAAGGAGAGACGGAAGAGGUGGAGUAAGGCUAGAAUCUUAAACUGGUGUACAGGGGGCGGAGACUCAGAUGGAGCUUCGCCGAUCUAACCAUGAGACGUAGAGUUGCACGCAGCAGCUUGAGAAUGGAAACUGUAACUCAAUAAAGACUUUUGUUUAAUGAUCGCUGGCUAGCGUGAUCCUCUGUGAGCUAGGAUCUGGAAGCAGCUCUGACAAUAACUAAUUCUGUUUUCUGUUGUAAUUCCUUUUGGCCUUGCUCCAUUGUGCUUUUUACCAAAAACGUAGUCUUAUUCUUGUUUAGUUUAAAGCCUCCGGCCUGCCCGAAGUCCCGUAUCUUUUCUACCACAUUCGGUGGAGUAUUUUUGGGAUUCUUUACUGUAAUUACAAGGUGAACUGUAGAAGCUUUUAAUUUAUAUGCUUUAUUUUCUACUGUUAUUCCUGUAAUUAAUUUCUCCACUUUUUCUCUCUCACCAGGGCCUCUAAUACCAAAAUAAAUAAUAAUGGUGAUAGGGGAUAUCCUUGUCUUGUCCCCUUUGUUAUUUUACACUUUUCUUUUAUAACCUUAUUAACAAUCAGCAUAGACUGUUGGUAAAAAUAAAUUGCAUCAAUUCCUCUCCCAAAUGCUUCCCCAAAAUUCAUUUUUUCUUUUAUCUUUUUCAUAAAAGCCCAUGAAACAUUAUCAAAAGCCUUUUCAGCAUCAAUAAACAUUAAGACCGCUUUUUUCUCACUUCUUACUUCCAAAUAUUCAAUAAUAUCAAUUAUAUUCCUUCAUCUGACGUCCUCGUAGAAAGCAGGCCUGCUUGUCAUGAAUUUUUUCUGCUAAAACACCUUUCAUUCUAUUGCCCAAGAUAUGAGCAAUACUCUAAAUGGACUUCUAUCGACUUCCAUCCUACAGGAGUGAUGGCCAACAACUUGGAUAGCUUGAAAAAGAGGAUUAGACUGAAAGCAGAGGAAGGCAGAGGGCUCUUGUACUCAAAUCCUGCUUGCUGGUUUCCCGCAGGCAUUUAGUUGACAACUGUGAGAACAGGAUGCUGGACUACGUGGGCCUUUGCCCAAAUGAGCAGGCUCUUCUUAUAUUCUAAUACAGGGAUCCCCAAACUUGGCCUUCAAGAUGUUUUUGGGACUACAACUCCCAUCAUCUGUAGCUAACAGGACCAGUGUUCAGGGAUGAUGGGAAUUGUAGUCCCAAAACAUCUGGAGGGCCAAGUUUGGGGGUGCCUGUUCUAAUAUAUUGCAAUAUUUUAACAGUUACAUGUGGCAUAGUAACAAAAAAUUUUACUUCUUAGUCAUAGGAGAGAGUGCUACUUGAGCCUGUGAUCAUUUCCUCCCUGGAGAAAGAGAAAUACAGAGAUGUGUCUAAGAAGCCAAUUCCACCAUCGAUUAUAAAAUAAUGCAGUUUAUUAAGUGUGAAUGGAGUGAUCAUGUGUUGUUCUUGCAAUUAUCUCAACUGCAUUCCUAAAACUUUGGAACAUAGAGAGGACAAUGGAGAAAUGAGAUAGUGUUAAAAUAAGAGAAGGUGCAUACUGGGAUUGAAAUGUGUUCAGUUCCUUUCCUGUCUUUCCUGAAAGUCUUAACAGGAUUCUCUUCCCCCUCCCCCACUCCCAAACAGGUGAGGAAGACGAUGGCCAGAAUUCUAUGGAGCCAUCUGUGAAUUCAUUGGGAAGAACAAAGAAACAGUUUAAAUGCAUGGAAUGUGGGAUGUUCUUUAGUCACAGUGGAAGACUGAGGACACAUCAACGAAUUCACACAGGGGAGAAACCGUGUAAAUGUACUGACUAUCGAAAGAGCUUCAGGGACAAUGGAACACUUAGAAAACAUCAACGAACUCACACAGGGGAUAAACCAUUUGAAUGUAUUGAAUGUGGAAAGAGCUUCAAUGAUAGUAGAAACCUUAGACAACAUCAACAAACUCACACGGGGGAGACACCAUUUAAAUGUAUUGAAUGUGGAAAGUGCUUCAGUCAAAAUGGAAAACUUAGAAGACAUCAACGAACUCACACAGGGGAGAAACCAUUUAAAUGUAUUGAAUGUGGAAAGAGCUUCAGUGGAAGUGGAGACCUUAGAAAACAUCAACAAACUCACACGGGGGAGAAACCAUUUGAAUGUAUUGAAUGUGGAAAGAGCUUCAGUGGAAGUGGAGACCUUAGAAGACAUCAACGAACUCACACGGGGGAGAAACCAUUUAAAUGUAUUGAAUGUGGAAAUAGCUUUAGUCGAAAUGAACACCUUAGAAUACACGAAGGAACUCACACGGGGGAGAAACCAUUUAAAUGUAUUGAAUGUGGAAAGUGCUUCAGUCAAAAUGGAACACUUAGAUUGCACCAACGAACUCACACGGGGGAGAAACCAUUUAAAUGUAUUGAAUGUGGAAAGAGCUUCAGUCGAUAUGGAAACCUUAGAAGACACCAACGAACUCACAUGGGGGAGAAACCAUUUGAAUGUAUUGAAUGUGGAAAGAGCUUCAAUGAUAGUAGAAACCUUAGACAACAUCAACAAACUCACACGGGGGAGACACCAUUUAAAUGUAUUGAAUGUGGAAAGUGCUUCAGUCAAAAUGGAAAACUUAGAAGACAUCAACGAACUCACACAGGGGAGAAACCAUUUAAAUGUAUUGAAUGUGGAAAGAGCUUCAGUGGAAGUGGAGACCUUAGAAAACAUCAACGAACUCACACGGGGGAGAAACCAUUUGAAUGUAUUGAAUGUGGAAAGAGCUUCAGUGGAAGUGGAGACCUUAGAAGACAUCAACGAACUCACACGGGGGAGAAACCAUUUAAAUGUAUUGAAUGUGGAAAUAGCUUUAGUAGAAAUGAACACCUUAGAAUACACGAAGGAACUCACACGGGGGAGAAACCAUUUAAAUGUAUUGAAUGUGGAAAGUGCUUCAGUCAAAAUGGAACACUUAGAUUGCACCAACGAACUCACACAGGGGAGAAACCAUUUGAAUGUAUUGAAUGUGGAAAGAGCUUCAGUGGAAGUGGAGACCUUAGAAGACAUCAACGAACUCACACGGGGGAGAAACCAUUUAAAUGUAUUGAAUGUGGAAAUAGCUUUAGUAGAAAUGAACACCUUAGAAUACACGAAGGAACUCACACGGGGGAGAAACCAUUUAAAUGUAUUGAAUGUGGAAAGUGCUUCAGUCAAAAUGGAACACUUAGAUUGCACCAACGAACUCACACGGGGGAGAAACCAUUUAAAUGUAUUGAAUGUGGAAAGAGCUUCAGUCGAUAUGGAAGCCUUAGAAGACACCAACGAACUCACAUGGGGGAGAAACCAUUUGAAUGUAUUGAAUGUGGAAAGAGCUUCAAUGAUAGUGGAAACCUUAGACAACAUCAACGAACUCACACGGGGGAGAAACCAUUUAAAUGUAUUGAAUGUGGAAAGCGCUUUAGUCAAUAUGUACACCUUAGAAAACAUCAACGAACUCACACGGGGGAGAAACCAUUUAAAUGUAUUGAAUGUGGAAAGUGCUUCAGUCAAAAUGGAACACUUAGAUUGCACCAACGAACUCACACGGGGGAGAAACCAUUUGAAUGUAUUGAAUGUGGAAAGCGCUUUAGUCAAUAUGUACACCUUAGAAAACAUCAACGAACUCACACGGGGGAGAAACCAUUUAUAUGUAUUGAAUGUGGAAAGUGCUUCAGUCAAAAUGGAACACUUAGAUUGCACCAACGAACUCACACGGGGGAGAAACCAUUUAAAUGUAUUGAAUGUGGAAAGUGCUUCUGUCAAAAUGGAACACUUAGAUUACACCAAUGAACUCACACUGGGGAGAAACCAUUUAAAUGUAUUGAAUGUGGAAAGAGCUUCAGUCGAUAUGGAAACCUUAGAAGACACCAACGAACUCACAUGGGGGAGAAACCAUUUAAAUGUAUAGAAUGUGGAAAGAGCUUCAGUCGAAAUGGAACACUUAGAAUACACCAACAAACUCACACGGGGGAGAAACCAUUUAAAUGUAUUAAAUGUGGAAAGAGCUUCAAUGAUAGUGGAAACCUUAGACAAUAUCAACAAACUCACACGGGGAGACACCAUUUAAAUGUAUUGAAUGUGGAAAGUGCUUCAGUCAAAAUGGAAAACUUAGAAGACAUCAACGAACUCACACGGGGGAGAAACCAUUUAAAUGUAUUGAAAGGGGGAAGAGCUUCAGUCAAAAUGGAACACUUAGAAUACACCAACGAACUCACAUAGGGGAGACACCAUUUGAAUGUAUUGAAUGUGGAAAGAGCUUCAGUCGAAAUGGAACACUUAGAAUACACCAACGAACUCACACAGGGGAGAAACCAUUUAAAUGUAUUGAAAGGGGGAAGAGCUUCAGUCAAAAUGGAACACUUAGAAUACACCAACGAACUCACACGGGGGAGAAACCAUUUGAAUGUAUUGAAUGUGGAAAACGUUUUAGUCAAUAUGUACACCUUAAAAGACAUCAACGAACUCACACGGGGGAGAAACCAUUUAAAUGUAUUGAAUGUGGAAAUAGCUUUAGUAGAAGUGAACACCUUAGAUUACACCAAUGAACUCAGACUGGGGAGAAACCAUUUAAAUGUAUUGAAUGUGGAAAGAGCUUCAGUCGAUAUGGACACCUUAAAAGACACCAACGAACUCACAUGGGGGAGAAACCAUUUAAAUGGAUAGAAUGUGGAAAGAGCUUCAGUCGAAAUGGAACACUUAGAAUACACCAACAAACUCACACGGGGGGAGAAACCAUUUAAAUGUAUUGAAUGUGGAAGGAGCUUCAGUCAAAAUGGACACUUUAGGAAACAUCAACGAACUCACACCGGAGAAGCCAUUUAAAUGUACUGAAUGUGGAAAGAAUGUGGAAAGAGCUUCAGUCCAUAUCGACAACUUAUAAGACACCAACUAACACAUGGGGAAGAAACCAUUUUAAUGUAUGGCAUGUGGAAGGAGCUGCAGCAAAAGUAGAGCACUUAGAAUACACCAACUAACUCAUACAGGGGAGAAACCAUUGGAAUGUAUUGAAUGUGGGAAGAGCUUCAACAGGAAGGAUAAACUUACAUUACAUUGGCGAACUCCCACAGUGGAGAAGCUUAAGUCAAUAUGGAACCUUAGGAAACAUCCGCUGACUCACAUGGGGAAAGCCAGAUUUAUGAAACGUGGAAAGAGCUUCAGAGGGAGUGAAGACCUUACUAUCCAUAAGAAAAUUCACACAGGCGGAAACCAUAUAAAUGUAUGGAGUUUUCCACUCAGGUUUUACCAGAUUUCCUGGGAAGUGAAGAUUACUGUCAAGUCUUUGGAUGUACAGAAAAGAAUUUGGCAGUGUUUGUUUUCAAUAAUAAUAAUAGCAACAGCAACAAUAAUAACAAUAAUUUAUGCCACACCCAUCUGGCUGGCUUUCCCUGCGGCAGAGCCACUCUUGGUGGCUUCCAACAAAAUAUUGAAAUACAAUAGUCCUUCAGAUAUUAAAAGCUUCCCUAAACAGGGCAGCCUUCAGAUGUCUUUUAAAGCCUGGUGGCUGUUUUUUCCUUUGACAUCUGGUGGGAGGGUAUUCCACAGGGAGGGCACCACUACCGAGAAGGCCUUCUGCAUGGUUCCCUGUAACUUCACUUCUCGCAGUGAGGCAACCUCCAGAAGGCUCUUGGUACUGGACCUCCAUGUCCAGGCAGAACGAUGGGGGUGGAGACUCUCCUCCUGUCACCAGUCUAGCCGCCGCAUUCUGGAUUAGUUGCAGUUUCGGGACCACUUACACAGGUAGCCCCACGUAGAGCGCAUUGCAGUAGUCCAAACAGGAGAUAACUGGAGCAUACACUACUCUGGCAAUACAGUCUAAGGGCAGAUAGGGUCUUAGCCUGCGUACCAGAUUGAGCUGGUAAACAGCUGCCCUGGACACAGAAUUGACCUGCGCUUCCAUUGACAGCUGCAAAUCCAAAAUGACCGCCAGGCUGUGCACCUGGUCCUUUAGGGGCACAGUUACCCCAUUCAGGACCAGGGAGUUCUCCACACCUGCCUGCCUCCUGUCUCCCAAAAAGGACAUCUACCUUGUCAGCAUUCAACUUUAAUAUGUUAGCUGCCAUCCAUCCUCCAACCACCUCCAGACACUCACACAGGACCUUCAUCAUCUUCACUGGUUCUGAUUUGAAAGAGAGGUAGAGCUGGGUAUCCGCAUACUGAUGAACAUCCAGCCCAAACCCCCUGAUCUCUCCCAGCGGCUUCAUGUAGAAAUCUGAAAAGCAUGGGGAGAGGACGGAACCCUGAGGCACCCCACAAGUGAGAGCUCAGGGGUCUGAACACUCAUCCCCCAACACCACUUUCUGAACAAGCCCCAGUGUAUAACAGUUCCUCCAGCUCCCAGCCCCUCUAGUUGAUCCAGAAGGAUGUUAUGGCCAAUGGUGUCAAAAGCCUCUGAAAGAUCCAGCAGAUCUAGGAAAUAGCUCUCACCUUGGUCCCUAGCCCGCCGGAAAUUAUCGUGUCCAGGUCAGUUUCAGUCCCAUGAUGAGGCCUGAAUCCCAACUGGAAGGGAUCCAAAUGGUCCACAUCUUCCAGGCGUCCCUGGAGUUGUUCAACAACCACCCACUCAUGCACCUUGCCAAAGAAUGGAAGAUUUGAGACUGGGCGAUAGUUGGCUGUAUUGGCUGGGUCUAAAGAUUUUUUUUAAAGCAGUUUAAUACAGUGGUGCCUCGGAUUACAUACGCUUCAGGUUACAGACUUCGCUAACCCAGAAAUAUUACCUUGGGUUAAGAACUUUGCUUCAGGAUGAGAACAGAAAUUGUACAGCGGCAGCAGGAGGCCCGAUUAGCUAAAGUGGUGCUUCAGGUUAAGAACAGUUUCACGUUAAGAACAGAUCUCCAGAACGAAUUAAGUUCUUAACCUGAGGUACCACUGUAACUGCCUCUUUCAGUGUGUCUGGGAAGGCUCCCUCACAGAGAGAAGCAUUCACCACCCCAUGGAGCCCAUCGCCCAGCCCUUCCCGGCUAGAUUUUAUGAGCCAGGAUGGGCAAGGAUCAAGGAGACAGGUGGUUGGUUUCACUCAUCUAAGCAGCCUGUCCACAUCCUCGGACAUAACAGAUUGGAAUUGAUCCCACGCAACUUUACUAGACAGGACUCUAGCACUCACCAGCCCCCGCCCUGCUCCCACGGGGGAGUCUACCUCUCUUAAUCUGAGCGACUUUAUUUGCAAAAACUUUGCAAAAUCAUUGCAGGAGAUCAUGUGGCCUGUACCGGGCACCAUUGGAGAGAUGGUUCCAUUAAAUUGCAAACCACCUGAAAGAGUCUCCUGCUGCUGUUUUCUGCAGAUGCAAUAGAGGGGGUGAAGAAGGUUUUCUUCACCUUCAGUAUCGCCAUUUGGUAGGCUCAACGUUGAGCUCUAACCCGUGUCCGGUCAGAUUCAGAAUGAGGUUUCUGCCACUGGCGCUCUACCCAUCUCGUUGCCCUCAGAUCCUUGGAAAACCAUGGGAUGGUUGCACUCCAUGCAAUCGGAGUGGGCUUUUUGGAGCCAGAUACUCAAUAGCCCUGGUUAACUCCACAUUCCAACAGGCCACCAAGGAAUCAGCUGAAAGGCCAUCAACAUGGGAUAAAACAUCCCCUGCCACUCUCUGGAAACCAUUUGGAUCCAUUAAGUGGUGGUGGCGGACCAUCCAAAUCGAACCCACAUCCCUGCAGAGGGGAAGGGUUGUGGAGAAGUCCAGUUGCACCAGGAAGUGAUCUGAACAUGGCACUUAUUUAGUUUCGCUUUUACUUAGUGUCAGAUCACCAACAUCCAUAGAGGAGAAAAACCAGGUCUAAGGCAUUUCUGCGACUAUAAGUUGGGCCAAACUUAUUUAGGGACAGCCCAUGGAGGCCAUGCUUUCCACAAAGUCCCAAUCGGCCCCUUGUAAGGUUGUGUCGGCGUGAAUGUUAAAAUCCCCCAGGACAACCAAAUUAGGUGUCUCCAGGAGAACAUCUGCCACGACCUGAAGCAGCUUGGGCAGGGAAUCCUUGGUGCAGCGGGGUGGUCGGUACACCAAAAGGAAUCCUGUACUGCCCCUAUUGUCCAACUUCAAGAACAUUCACUCAGAGAACUGGGUCUUCCCAAUAGGACGCCUGGUGCAAAUUAAUGACUUCCUACAAAUCACUGCAAAUCACACCCUCCCCUGCCCACAUGACUUGGGUUGCUGUGCGUAAGAGAAACCUGAUGGACAAGCAGUGGCAAGGACAGGUCCACCUGCUUCAUCCCACCAGGUCUCUGUUAAACAUGCCAGGUCAAGUUCUCCAUCCACAAUCAAGUCAUGGAUGGCAGUGGUCAUAUGAAUCAUUGACCUGGCAUUCCAUAGCGGCACCUUCGGGUCAUGUGGGUCUCCCUUGCUGAUUCCAGUAUCCAUCCAAAUGACACCAGACCCAGAGGCAGGGAUAGUCCUCAAACUGAAAUGGGGGGCCAUGCUAUUUGGUGACCCUCUUUUUUCUUUUUUAAUUUAUACUUCUACAUCACACAAACAAGCAUUGAAUAAAACGAACAAACAAUAGAAAACAGAAGAAAAUGCAAAAACUAAAUUACAAGGAUCUAAACAUAAUAUGCAAUCAAAAAUACAAAACAUUAUAUUCUCUCCAAAAAAGGAAAAAGAACGAAAAACACCAAAAAAGAAAAAGAAAGGGGGGGGAAUGACUUCUAACUAACUCCAUGUGGCUCUUUAUUCUUCAUAUCACUGGUUGUCUGUAAUGAUUAAUUUUUUGGAGAAUUAUUCUAAUUACCUGUGACAUUUUUAUUCUAAACUAAGCCAAGUAUGAAUCUGGAAAUCGGUUCUCUUCGUAUAAUUUAUAAAGACUUUCCACUCUCUCCUUAUUUUCUCAUUAGAAUAACUUCUUAUUAAACCUGUAAGUCUGGCCAAUUCAAGAUAUCCUGACAAUUUAAGAACUCUUUCUUCUUUUGUUGGUGUUAUGUUACUUUUCCAAUUUUUAGCCAUUACUAUCCUGGCCGCCGUUACUGCAUACAAAAAUAUUAUUUUGGUUUCUUUUGGGAUGUCUGUUGUUAAUAGGCCCAAAAAAACCUUUCUGGUUUUUUGGAGAAAGUAUGUCUUAACAUUUUAAUUAAUUCUUCAUUAAUGGUAUCUCAAAAUUAUUUAAUUUUAGGGCACGUCCACCACAUAUGGAAGACAUUCACUUCUUUAAGUUUGCACCUCCAACACUUUCCACUGGUGUUUUGGUACAUUUUAGCCAAUUUCGAGGGUUUAAGAUACCAUCUGUACAUCAUUUUUAAAAAAAAUUAUUUUAUUGUAUAACAUGCUGUAAAUCUUAUGUGGUGUGGUGUGGUGUGGUGUAGUGGUUAAGAGCGGUAGUCUCGUAAUCUGGGGAACCUGGUUCGCGUCUCCGCUCCUCCACAUGCAGCUGCUGGGUGACCUUGGGCUAGUCACACUUCUUUGAAGUCUCUCAGCCCCACUCACCUCACAGAGUGUUUGUUGUGGGGGAGGAAGGGAAAGGAGAUUGUUAGCCGCUUUGAGAGUACUGAAGGGGAGUGAAAGGCGGGAUAUCAAAUCCAAACUCCUCCUCUUCUUCUUUUCUAUAAGUUUUCCCAUUUUUCUAAAUCAAUUGAAUGACCGAUAUCUUGUGCCCAUUUGACCAUGACAUCUUUAAACUCUUUGUCUCUUAAGUGCCAAUUUAAUAAUAGUUUAUACAUUUUGGAUAAAUUUUUAUCAUCAUUUAUAAUCAUUUUUUUGUCUAUUUCGGAUAAUUUUGUAUCAAAUCCAUUUACAUUCUUGUCUUCCUCAAAAAUUGGAUUUAAUUGAUGGUAUUGAAACCAGCCUUUUCCUGUAUGUCUUAUUUCAUAUUUUUUUCAUUUGUAAUCUACUAUUUACUUCCUCUAAAAGAUCUUUAUACAUCAACCAAUUUGAAUCCAUAUUUUUUCUUUUUACUGCCUCUGCCUCCAUUGGUGACAACCACCAUCGGGUUUUUGGUUCUAAUAUUUUUUUGUUGCUUUCCCAAACUUCAUAAAAGGCUUUCCUAAUAAUGUGAUUUAGGAAUCCCUUGUGGAUUUUUGCUUUAUUGUAACCCGGGUAGCCGUGCCACCCCACUAUAUUAUCCCAGCCCUCAAUAUCCAAUAAUUUAGUAUUCUUCAAGAUCAUCCAUUCCUUGAGCUAGACCAGGCCGGCAACUUCUCUUUUUAAAAAAAAAAUAAUUUUUAUUAACAGGCCAAUCACAUCACAUUAUCCAAAUCACAUUAGUUUCAAAUUAUACAGCCAAAUUUUAAAUUUUGUUGGGGGUACCCAUACAUCAAGCUCCGCACGAGUCCAAAACUCCGAACGAGUCCAAACAUCACUUAUAUUACUGCUUUAAUUAGACAGUUCUAUCCAGUUCAAUCCAGAUAGUCCUUUAAUUACUUUCUUUCUCUUCUUGUUGUUAUCGUAUAUUCCUUUCUUUGUGAUCUCUGAUAAUUUUCACAAGCAGAUUGAAAACAGGCAUCCUUUGUGUGGGUUUUGUACUGUCCAAAGAUCAUAUCACUCAGGGACACCCUCUGUUCAGCGCUUCCAUAAAAAAAAUUAAUCUUCGGUCUGUCCUUUACUUUUCUCAGGCUUGCCAAAUAAAUCAAAUGAGUCAGGAGGCUCUGUCAGGUCAAGUUUGCAUUCCAACAUUCCUUCUCUUUUGAAUAAUCCUGAUUCUCCUCCCCCUGUCCUUCUUUCUCCGGCAAGCCUGUCUUGGCGAGACGCCAUUUUUUAACUGCGUCAUGAAAAUUUUCCUCUUUCUCACCGUUCACCAAUCCUCUCUCCUGUUAUAAUCCAUCCCACACAGUUCUUGAAUUCCUGCUUGUGAUUAAUAAAAACGCAACAAUCUUAUUUCUAUCUGGGGUGAAGGGUUAUUAAUAUCACAUCGUGCAAAUAAAAAAUUUUUUUCCUCCACACACACCCCCCCCCCCUUCAUUCCAAACAUACAGUCUCCUAGUGGUGAUUCAUCAGAAGAUUUACUUAUCCAUCUGUCACUCCUGGUCACAGAGAUCCAUUAAUCAGCACUCUUAUCUCUCGAACAUUACUUGAUAUAUGUGCUUCAGCUUCAUUCCAAUCGUAUGUUUCCAAUUAUAAUUCCGAGCUGAAGCUAACCAGCACGCGCUAAUUGGAAUCGGCGUCAGGAAGAUCUGACUUCACCGAGGGCUCGUGCCAAGUGUUCGGCAGCCCCAUCUCUCGGAUCGGGGGUGCAUUGUGAACACCGCUGGCAAGGCAGUGCCCCCCGUCUCCUGGGGGGGUAGGAAGACUGCAUACUUCCCAUAGCAGCCCCUUAUUUACCUCGUAUGGGCCAGAGAGAUGUUAUUGUCGGCCAUCUUCCAACGCGCCACCUGGUGGCCCCCAGGCAGACAACUUCAUAGUAGAUCCUAAAAUCUGGCAUUCCAAACCCUCCUUUGUUUUUGGUUACUGUUAAUAGUUUAAAUUUAAUUCUGGUGUUUUUUUUUGCCCUGCCAAAUGUAUUUCGCCAAAUACCUGUGCCAUUCCUUAAAACAAUUUAAGCCAUUAAGAACCGGAAUUGAUUGAAAAAGGAACUGCAUUUUUGGUAAAACUACCAUCUUGAUUGUAGAAAUUCUUCCCCACAACGUGAGUUUUAAUUUACUCCAGAUUUCUAAGUCUUUCCUAAUUUUGCUCCAUACCUUAAUAUAAUUGUCUUUCUAUAAAUUAAUGUUUUUCAUGGUUAUCCAAAUUCCUAAAUACUUUGCUCUGUAAUUUUAAGUCUAUUUCUAACUUUACUUUUUCUUGUAUAUCUAAUUAUUUUACCAGGAGUUUUGUUUUUUCUUUAUUAAUUUUGAAUCGUGAUAAUUGUCCAAACGCCUUUCUUUUUCCUUUCCUUUCCUUUUAUUAUAAUAAUUUUUAUUGAUUUUCUUUCUUACAACAAAUAUUCAUCACCAUCACUAAAUAUUCCUAUAUCUCAUCAUAGUCUUUCAAUUUUAACUUUCCUUCUUGUUCUAUUAGUAAUUCUCUGUAUGUUGGCCGUAUUCCUUCCAUUGUUGAUGUGUUAAGUGAUAGUGCUUCAAUGGGUGAUAGCCACCAUGGAGUUUGGGGUUCCAAUAAUUUUUUGUAUUUUCCUCAUACCUUUAUUAAAAACUUAUUAUUGUAUUAUGGAGUCCUUUGUGUACUUUUGUUUUCCCAUACCACAAAUAUGCAUGCCAACCAAAUCUGUUGUCAUGUCCUUCCAGUUCUAUUGCCUCUUCUUUCUCCAAUUUAAUCCAAUCUCGAAUCCGAGUAAGACAAGCUGCUUCAUAGUAAAUUUUGAGAUCUGGAAGGGAAAAGCCUCCCCUUUCUUUUAAGUCUGAGUUUUGUAUUUUAUUCUUGGCCUUGUUUUUUCCAACAUUACUACAAUAAUAAUAAUAAUAAUAAUAAUAAUAAUAAUAAUAAUAAAUAAUAGUAAUAAUAACAACAAUAAUUUAUUAUUUGUACCCCGCCCAUCUGCCUGGGUUUCCCAGAGCAGCCUUUUUCAUCCUGUGGGUCCCCAGAUGUUGCUGAACUACAACUCCCAUCACCCCUAGCUAGCAAGGCCAGAGCUCAGGGAUGAUGGGAGUUGUAGUCCAACAACAUCUGGGGACCCACAGGUUGAGAACUGCUGCUGUAGAGGGUUUUCUGUUGUAAUUAUUAGAUUGUCUGCUUAGGCUCUGACCUUAUAGGCCCUUUGUCCAACUUUAAUUCCUUGUAUUCUAGGGUCUUCUCUUAUUGCUUUAAAAUAUACUUCCAGAAGUGUGAUAAAGAGGAGAGGAGAAAGAGGGCAGACCUGUCUUGUUCCCUUAGAGAUAUUAAAAUCUUCUGAUAUUUCACCAUUGAUAAUUAGUCUGACCUUUUGGGAAUUAUAACUCGCUUUUAUGCCACUACAUAUUUUCUCACCCAAACUCGUCAUUUCCAAAGUUUUUUGCAUGAAUGCCCCUGAAACAUCAAAUGCUUUCUCCGCAUCCACCAAGAGCAGGGCUGCCUUUUUAUCUGGUCUCAUUCUAGGUAUUUUAUUGUAUCUACAGUGGUGCCUUGCAAGACGAAAUUAAUUCGUUCCGCAAGUCUCUUCGUCUUGCGAGUUUUUCGUCUUGCGAUGCACGGUUUCCCAUAGGAAUGCAUUGAAAAUCAAUUAAUGCGUUCCUAGGGAAACCGCCUUCAGACCAGGUCCGGGGACAGUCGGUCCCCGGACCUCUUCUGAAGGCUGGGGGGGGGGGGGACAAGGUCUUUUCUUCAUACCCCCAGCAUUUUAAAAAACCCCGGGACAGCGGAGGACUUCUCCGCUGUCCGGGCGAUCUUAAAAUGCUGGCGGGCGGCAUUUUAAAAUCGCCCCGGGACAGCGGAGGACUUCUCCGCUGUCCGGGGCGAUUAAAGCCCCUGGGAAGGCAGGCAGGGGGACAAAGACUUUGCCCCCCGCCAGCCUUCAGAAGAGGUCCUGGACCUCUUCUGAAGGCGGGCGGGGGCAAAGUCUUUGCUCCCCUGCCUUCAAAAGCCCUCCGGGACAGGCAGACAGGGGGGAGCAAAGACUUUCGCCCCCCCGCCCGCCUUCAGAAGGUGUCCCCUCCCCCCGCCCGGCUUCCGGAGCACCGUGCCCGAGGCCGGGCGGCGGCGGGAGGUGUCCCCUCCCCCGCCCGGCAUCGGAGCACCGUUACGAAGCCGGGCGGCGGGGGGAGGUCGUACCUCCCCACCGCCCGGCUUCGGAGCACCGUUCCGAAGCCGGGCGGCGGCGGGAGGUGUCCCCUCCCCCCCGCCCGGCUUCGGAGCACCGUUCCGAAGCCGGGUGGCGGCGGGAGGUGUUCCCACCCCGCCGCCCGGCUUCGGAGGAGCCUUCCGAAGCCCGGCGGCGGCGGGAGGAGGUGUCCCCGCCCCGCCACCAGGCUUCGGAGGAGGUCCGAGGACUGGGGAAGACGCGCUGCGCUUCCCCGCUGUCCCUGAGAUUUCCCUAUGGGCUGUCGUCUUGCGAAGCAAGCCCAUAGGGAAAUUCGUUUUGCGAAGCGCCUCCAAAACGGAAGACCCUUUCGUCUAGCGGGUUUUCCGUCUUGCGAGGCGUUCGUCUUGCGGGGUACCACUGUACUAAGAAUCAUAAAGGUAAAGGGACCCCUGACCAUUAGGUCCAGUCGCAGACAACUCUAGGGUUGCGGUGCUCAUCUCACUUUACUGGCCGAGGGAGCCGGCUUACAGUUUCCAGGUCAUCUGGCCAGCAUGACUAAGCCGCAUCUGGCGAUCCGGAGCAGUGCAUGGAAACGCCGUUCACCUUCCCGCUGGAGUGUUAUGUAAUAAAAAAAUUUAAGGCCUUUUAUAUAUAAUAGGUAAAGGUAAAGGUGCCCCUGCCCGUACAGGCCAGUCUUGACAGACUCUAGGGUUGUGCGCUCAUCUCACUCUAGAGGCCGGGAGCCAGCGCUGUCCGCAGACACUUCCGGGUCACAUGGCCAGCGUGACGAAGCUGCUGUGGCGAACUGGCACCAGAGCAGCACACGGAAACGCCAUUUACCUUCCCACUAGAAAGCGGUACCUAUUUAUCUACUUGUACUUAAGGGUGCUUUCAAACUGCUAGGUGGGCAGGAGCUGGGACCAAACGACGGGAGCUCAGCCCGCCGCGGGGAUUCGAACUGCCGACCAUGCGAUUGGCAAGUCCUAGGCGCUGAGGUUUUACCCACAGCGCCACCCGUGUCCCUUUAUAUAUAAUAGAUGUUCAUAAAUGUACCAACCAAACACGUACAUAGAUACGUGGACCACGUGUCUGGAGCAGCACGGGAAGACUGUCCUGAAACCAUUUUGACUCCCAAACUGACGAAAUGUAUUCUCUGCAAGGAGGGAGGGGUGAGGGGCCUUCCCAUUGUCUCAGGAAUUGGGUAAUCACCGUCUCAAAGGAAUGGCCAGACUACCAGGAAAGGCAAUCAGAUAAGACAUUAUCACAUAACCUGGCAGACAGGAAAAACAACAACAUUCAAAGUUCUGUUGUAGACCACCUUUUCUGUGGUGUAAGUAUGAUGUUGGUGGGGGGUGGUCUUGGGUUACACCCCUUCUGUGAUGUAUGUAUGAUGUAUGGAGGGGUGGUCUUGAGCUCCAGGGCAGGGAAUUUAAAAAUUCUAUGUAAUGGCAGGCACACCUUUGUCCGGGGUCCUCCUCCUUUCUCCUGCCUGUGAGGGGAGCAACCUGUUGCAACAGUUCAAUAAAGAUCAGGCUUACUAGCUGCUUUGCUUCUCAAUAUUCUCUGGUUGGCUUCUUUGAUUUUCUCCAACUGAUGGAGAACCGGCAAAGGACUCUAUAAGGGCUCUUGUGACCCCCAUAAGGGAAUAAGGGCAGAUUUUGUUUACAACAGGUACCUAUUUAUCUACUUGCAGUUUGAUGUGAUUUCGAACUGCUAGGUUGGCAGGAGCAGAGACAGAGCAAUGGGAGCUCACCCCUUCGCGGGGAUUCGAACAGCCAACCUUCUGAUCGGCAAGCCCUUAGUGAGGACAAUAUAUUCUUGCAGGAACUGGGAGCCAAAGCAGGCACAGUCCAGCUGGGGCAAAGUAUGAUCUUAUAUUCCCUAUGCACACGUUCCCUCCCUCCUCUUCCCAUUGGUUGGGUGCUACAAGGUUUUCCUUCCCCCAGUUAUCAAAUAACAGACAAGAGGCUGAACGUGGGGAGAAGCUUCUCCUUCCUCCUCUGAGUUGCCUCCACUUCCGGCUUCACCAGCAGAGAUAAAAUUGGAGCUGGCAAAGGAGGGAGGGGAGGAGGCGGGAAGGGGGGCUGCAUUGUGCGGAGGAGGGGGCUUCUUCCUAAUUAAGCCUCCUAAUUAAGCGCCCUCACGCCCUGCCUCCCACGCGGGGGCUCCCAUUCCCGCCCCACUGCCCAGGAUGUGGGGUGAGUGCAAAGCCAAUGGCAGGGAAGGAGGGAAGGGGCUUUGCGAGGGGGUCCAGGAUGAGAAGCCCCCGGACGGGGAGAAGAGAAGGGAGGGAAGGGAGCUGUUUUCUUAAAGGGGGCUUGAAGGGGAGGGGGGGGGGAGAAGCUUCCUCCUGCAGGGAUCUGGUACAAAGGGAGUUGCAGGGAAGGAGGGGGGAGAGGGGUGGGCAUUGCUGGCCAGGAUCGCCUUAAUAGUAUUACAGUGCUACCUCGGGUUACAUACGCUUCAGGUUACAGACUCUGCUAACUCAGAAAUAGUACCUCGGGUUAAGAACUUUGCUUCAGGAUCAGAACAGAAAUCACGCAGCAGCAGCGCGGUGGCGGGUGGUCCCAUUAGCUAAAGUGGUGCUUCAGGUUAAGAACAGUUUCACGUUAAGAACGGACCUCCAGAACGAAUUAAGUAUUUAACCCAAGGUACCACUGUAAUUUAAAUUUAGUAUCUAUACCCCAGCAGAAGACCCCUCGGAGGAGGACCUUAUCUUUAGGCAACAGGCGAAAGCAUUGCUCUUCUCCCAGGGGUUUGGCUUAUUAAACAAUCUUUGGACUUUACAACUGAGUUGGGGGGGUGUUGUUUUUAUUUCUUACUCUGCUAUGCAUCUCUGUGUUUUUCUCUUGGGUAAGGUAAUUGAGAGAGCGGUUGCCGAACAGCUUGGUUGGUUUCUGGAGGAAACAUCGGCUGUAGAUCCAUUUCAGUCCGGUUUCCGUCCUGGUUUUGGGACCGAGACGGCUCUGGUUGCCCUAACAGACGAUCUCCGUAGACAACUGGAUCGAGGCGGGUCAGGACUGGUGAUCCUUCUAGAUUUGUCAUGGUCGAUCAUUAUCUUUGCCUUUGACAUGGUCGAUUAUGAUCUUCUGGACCACCGCCUCGCAGACGUGGGGAUACAGGGCAUAGCCCGUAACUGGCUGUGCUCUUUUAUCUCUGGUCGGGGACAGAGGGUGGCACUAGGGAGGGAAAUGUCGUCGCACCACUCCUUGGUGUGUGGAGUGCCACAGGGCACAAUUCUCUCCCCGAUGCUUUUAAACAUCUUUAUGCGCCCCCUUGCCCAGAUUAUCCGGAGCUUUGGGCUGGGCUGUCACCAAUAUGCUGAUGACACUCAGCUCUAUCUGCUGAUGGAUGGCCACACCGUCUCGGCCACACCGACACACUGACCAGAUGCUUGGAAGCUGUGGCUGGAUGGUUUUGUGGGAGCCGAUUGAAACUAAAUUCUUCGAAGACAGAGGUCCUAUGGCUGGGUCGGGAUGACAUGGGGAUGAGGGACCAACUCCCUUCUCUUGUGGGGGCCCAAUUAGUGCCAUUGCCUUCCGUUAAGAGUUUGGGUGUAAUCCUUGACGCCUCCCUUUCCAGGGAGGCGCAGGUUACAGCAACAGCCAAGGUGACAUUUUUCCACCUUCGCCGCAUCAAGCAGUUGGUCCCUUACCUUUCCCGCCCUGACCUGGCCACAGUGAUCCAUGCGACAGUCAUCUCCAGGCUUCACUACUGUAAUUCGCUCUACACGGGGCUGCCCUUGAAACUGUCCCAGAAACUCCAGCGGGUGCAGAAUGCUGCAGCGAGGCUCCUCAUGGGGUCUCUGCCAUGGGAACAUAUUCAUCCAGUGCUUUUCAAGCUGCACUGGCUCCCGGUGGAGUACAGGGUCAGAUUUAAGGUGCUGCUUUUGACCUUUAAAGCCCUUCACGGCCUUGGACCCUCGUACCUAUGGGACCGCCUCUCCCGGUAUGCCCCAUGGAGAGCCUCAAGGUCCAUAAAUGGCAACACCCUAGUGGUCCUGGGCCCUAAGGAAGUUAGAUUGGCUUCAACCAGAGCCAGGGUCUUUUCAACUCUGGCUCCGGCCUGGUGGAAUGCUCUGCCUCAUUAGACCAGGGCCCUGCAGGAUCUGAUAUAUUUCCGCAGGGCCUGUAAGACAGAGUUGUUCCGCCUGGUCUUUGGCUUGGUGCCAAUUUGAUUCCCUCCCUCUCUUUUUUCUUUCCUUCUCCUCCUGCGAGGAGGCUACAUUUUAAUAUUUUAAUGUUUCAAUAUUUUAAUGUUGUAUUUUAAUUUUGUUUUUAAGUUGUAAUCAUUCAACUUGUUUUUAUUAUUGCUUGUAAGCCGCUCGGAGCCCGGCCUUGGCUGGGGAGGGCGGGGUAUAAAAAAUUAUUAUUAUUAUUAUUAUUAUUAUUAUUAUUAUUAGCUGCCCUGUGAUCUUUGGAGGAAGGGCAGUAUAGAAAUUUAAAGAACAGCAGUAAAAAUAGGAACCCCUCUUGCGUUCAAGGGGAGGGGUUGGGACAAAGUCUCUGACCAGCAUGCAUAGCAGGAUGCGCUUAGGAGGGAAUAAUAAUAAUAAUAAUAAUAAUAAUAAUAAUAAUAUAAAUAAAUAAAAACUGUGUUGCCUCAGCCACUCUGGGCGGCUUCCAACAAAAACACCAAAAAAUUUAAAACAUCGAAAACUUCCCUAUAUAGGGCUGACAUCAGAAGACUUCCAUUUUGUAGAAAUGGCCUUUGAAUUUAAAGAAAUGCCCUCUUUAAGGAACCAGGUGGUGUAAACGUGUAUGUUGUCCUCUAGGUCCAAACACAUAGUAAGAGUUGGAAUUCACUUUCUCUCCUAAAUCCUUUAUACUUGUAGUAUUCUCAUCAAUUUUUACUGAGAACUCGGCUAUUCGCCUAUUUGUUUCUGCCCCCUGUUUCAUUAAGAAUUCCAAAGAUUCAUUUAUUUUGCAAAGUGCUUGUGCCACUGGAUCAGAAGACAUAACUUUUGGUUUUGUUUGCACAGCUGCAGUUGCUCCUGUACUUCCUGCGCCACCAGUUACUGAGACCCUUCGCUGUUGUGGAAUAUCAGUCUUGUAUUGUCUACCAGACCUGGUGGUUUUUUCCAUAACACUCUCAUGCAGCCAAGGUCACCUACAAACUUGUUUUGAAAGGGAAAUUUCCAGUGGCUUUGCAGUUCUUACAAUUGUAACAAAGUCUCCUCUAGGGGGAGAAACUUUCCGGUUUCACUUCACAGAUAAACAAAAUAUCUCCUUAAAAUGUCCCAGAAAAUGCCACAGUUUCAAUUUCUUUCAAAAGUUAUUUUAUGCAUGAAACAGUCCAGCAACUUUAUAUCCUUUAGCAGAGUGAUUUCAAAUGUCCCUUCAAAAGAUUUGACACAUUGACAGUCUCUAGCCGGCUUCCCCUGUCAAGGCAGUCCGUCCCAGGGUUUAAGGCAGCAGAUGUAAUUUUACUCUCCCUUUUCUAGCAGGUAAAUAGGGCAAAGUAUCCUCUCCCUCUGCUCCUGCUGGCAAGAGGGGGUUCUCACUUUGACGUUAGAUUUACUUAGUCCCACUGUAAAACAGCUCUUUAUAUUACAGCUUGACAGUCUCUUUGUUUUUCUCUGUAGUCCGGAAAGGCAGACUUCCCUUUUAUACCUUUCCCGUCUCAGUUCCCAAUUCUUUUAAAUUAUUUUUAAGUCCAAUAGGGUCUUUUAAUCCUACUCACGGGUAGUUGCUUUUGAAUCCAAUUUUCAGAGAAGAAUCAGCGCUCUCCGUCAAUGGCGAUGCGGCUUCGCUCCGCGGACUGGGUGACGACUCUCAGUACCGCACCACUCACCCGCUGCCACUCGGAAGCCUUUAAAAAGGCUUCUUCCUGGCUUCGGGGGGGCGCCAAGGGUACCCGCCGAGUCUCCUUGUUCCCAGGCUUCACCGCCUGCGAUUUUUGAGGGCCCCUGCUUCGCCGUAGCAGCAGGACUCGAACCCGCGAAGCAGACUCCCUCCGGAGCUCGGAGGGAUGUCCGCCAUUAAACGCUGGCGCUUCCUUCUUCUCCAUGCAAGGGCCACCCAUGUAUUCAGAGCAGUCCUUUGCAGAUUAACUCUUAAGUUCCAUGGGAUCUACUCUCGGGCCACUAAUGUGCAUACCAUGCCAGCCUUAGGAAGGGAGGUGGGACAGGCAGGUGAAAGGAAUUGCCAAAGGUGUUUUAAAAGGGGUGGAGGAUAUUGGGAAGAGGGUGCCCAGUUGGUGCUUCUCCAGGGGCAGCAGAAUGUCUUGGGCAGGAGAAUCCCUGCAGGGGCUCUGAGACUCCCUUGGCUUCUUCUUCCCUCCCUCCCAGGAAGCUGCAACUGGCUCUGGAUUCUGCGCUCCUCAGGAAGCUGAAGCUGCAAACCUAGCUGAGACUGAACCUGCAACCCUGGCCAGGAUGGAAGGAGGAAGAUGGACGGUUCACCUGGUCAGGCUGUCUCCCUCAUCCCUCCCCACAACCUCUGAGCAUUCCCUCCCAGGACCCUUGGAGAAAUCUGGUGAGUUCCAGGGGAGAGGAGAUGGGGACAGGGAUAGAUGGAUGGUGGAGGGAGAAAGAGGAAAAGAUGGAGAGGAGACAAAUGGAAGGAGGUUCCUGAACGUAAGAAGGAAGGGGUGAGGCCUUCUCCAAAGCAGCUCUUUGUUUCUUUAAUCCCUUUCAUAAAGUACAGUGGUAUCUCGGGUUACAUACGCUUCAGAUUACAGACUCCGCUAACCCAGAAAUAGUACCUCUGGUUAAGAACUUUGCUUCAGGAUGAGAACAAAAAACGUGCGGCAGUAGCAGGAGGCUGCAUUAGCUAAAGUGGUGCUUCAGGUUAAGAACAGUUUCAUGUUAAGAACAGACCUCCGGAACGAAUUAAGUACUUAACCUGAGGUACCCCUGUAGUGGGGACAGAUUUUCUUCCUCCAGGGUUUUAAAUCUUAGGAGUUACAGUGGUACCUUGGUUCUCAAACAUAAUAGGUUCCGGAAGUGUUCCAAAACCAAAGCGUUUCAAAACCAAGGCAUGCUUUCCCAUAGAAAGUAAUGCAAAAUGCCAAGUGGCCAAAAUAUUGGGAGAUCUUGGAGCAAGAAGGAGAUAAAUUGAAAUUGCAGAGUUUUGAGAAAUUAAAAGAUAGAAUGCGAGAUUGGCUUCAUUAUUAUCAAAUAAGAGAGGUAUAUAAUUUGGACAAAAAAAUUGGCUUCCAGGAGGAAAAAUCAAAGUUGGAAACAGAAUUGCUAGAUCCCAAUACAAAGAUACUUUCAAGAAUGUAUAACUUGCUGUUAAAAUGGAACACUCAAGAUGAAACGGUUAAAUCUGCCAUGAUUAAAUGGGCACAGGAUGUUGGACAUAACAUUAUGUUUGCUGACUGGGAACAGUUGUAGACCACAGGUAUGAAAUUUACGGCAUGUAAUGCCUUAAGAGAGAAUAUUAUGAAAAUGAUAUACAGGUGGUACAUAACACCAGUCAAGCUUGCAAAAAUCUAUCACUUGCCCGAUAAUAAAUGCUGGAAAUGUAAAGAAACUGAAGGUACAUUCUUUCACCUUUGGUGGACGUGCCCAAAGAUUAAGGCUUUCUGGGAGAUGAUCUAUAAUGAAAUGAAAAAGGUAUUUAAAUAUACCUUUCUGAAGAAACCAGAGGCCUUUCUCCUGGGCAUAGUCGGCCAAUUGGUACCAAAGAAGGAUAGAACCUUUUUUAUGUAUGCAACAACAGCAGCAAGAAUACUGAUUGCAAAGUAUUGGAAGACACAGGAUUUACCCACACUGGAAGAAUGGCAGAUGAAAGUGAUGGACUACAUGGAAUUGGCAGAAAUGACUGGCAGAAUCCGUGACCAGGGAGAAGAGUUGGUGGAAGAAGAUUGGAAGAAAUUUAAAGACUACUUGCAGAAAUACUGUAAAAUUAAGGAAUGUUAAAAUGAUGUCGGAUGGAAAAUAAGUGGUAUUGGUAAAAAGAUUAUCAAGAAUAUGUAAAUAUGGAUUGAUAGUGGUUAUAAACAUAUGGUUAUAAUAGGUUAAGAUAUUGAGUAAAGAUAAAUGACAGAGGGUAAGGAUUUGCUGAAUUAAAUAUCUGAACUGGAAUACAAAAAGGGAGGCGUGAGGAGGUCAGGAAACUAGUAAAUGAAGUAUAAGAUAUGAAAUUAUUGAUUUUUUUUCUUUUAUUUUUUUCCUUUUUGUUAACUGUUUUCUAUUUUGUAUUUUUCAUGUGUUCUGUUUUUGUAUUUUUGUAGGUUUUUUUUCUUUUUUAAGGUUAUUCUUUGUUCUUAUUUGUUAAGUCUAAACUUUGAAACUUUUUAAUGUUUUUACAAUCUCAAUAAAUAUUUUUUUUUUUUUUUUAAAGAAAGUAAUGCAAAAUGGAUUACCGUAUUUUCUGUCCCAUAGGACGCACCUAGUUUUUUUGGGGGGAAAUAAAGGAAAUUUUUUCCCCUUUAUUUCCCCCCCAAAAGCAGGUCGGGGAAACCGAACCAGGUCCAGGAACAGCGGGAUGGCGGCGCUGCGCCUCCCUGCUGUCCCCCGAGCUUGUGGGGCUGGCCGAUGUCUGUCCGGCGUGAGGGGCGCUCUGCUUUAGGGCGCCGGACGCUCUGGGAAGCAGGCUGCUAUUCGCAGCCUAGACAUACCUGCGGGACCUCCUGCAGGGCUGCCUAGGCUGCGAAUGUGUUCCCGAAGCGCCGGGCGCUCUGCUUUCAGGGCGCCCGACGCUCCGGUAAGCAGGCUGCUAUCCGCAGACUAGACAUCCCUGCGGACCUCCCGCAGGGCUGCCUAGGCUGCGGAUGUCUUCCUGAAGCCUAGAGAGCGAGAGGGGUCGGUGCGCCCCGACCCCUCUCGCUCUCCAAGCUUCAGCGAAAGCAUCCAUUCGCCCCAUAGGACGCACCCAGAUUUCCCCUUCAUUUUUGGAGGGGAAAAAGUGCGUCCUAUAGGGCAAAAAAUACGGUAAUGCGUUCCAGACUUUUAAAAAUAACCCCUAAAACAGCAAUUUAACAUGAAUUUUACUAUCUAACAAGACCAUUGAUCCAUAAAAUGAAAGCAGUAAUCAAUGUUCUGUACCAUAAAAUAAAGAAGACAGUAUUGUUGAUGAUAAAAAUUACCGUAUUUUUCGCUCUAUAACACGCACCCGACCAUAACACGCACAUAGUUUUUUGAGGAGGAAAAAAAUAUUCUAAACAAAACAAUGGAUGUAUGAUUUUUGUGGUUCAUGCUGUGGGCACAGACAUGUGAUCUGACGGUGAGUUUGGGGUAGCCCAAUGCAAAAAUCCUGAGGAUCCAUGUGGAUCCAUGCUUUGUAAGCAUGUUUUUGCACCUCUGCAGGGGCUCUUCUCCCGCUUUGCUGUUUCAAAGCAAGCCACGGAGGAGGGAAGGAAGGGGAACCAUGGAUCCUCUGCUCACGACUGCAGCAGAUACCCCGCCAUCUGUAGGCAUUCGCUCCUUAACACGCACAGACAUUUCCCCUUACUUUCUAGGAGGAAAAAAGUGAGUGUUAUGAUGCAAAAAAUACGGUAAAAUUAAAAAAAGAAGCCACAAUCAAAAAUGAAAAAGCCACACAAACAAAAAUGCAAAAAAUAGGAAAAAACUAAAGCACCAAAUGUCACCUCAGAACACUGCAACCAGAAAUGGCUUGAAUAUUGAUGGGGUGGGGGCUUAAAUCAGCUGUGCAAGGGAACAAAUGGGAUGAAAAAAGCUUUAAUUACAAUGGGAGGGGGGACUUAAAUUAGCUGCUCAAGGAUACAACUGGGAUGUAAAAAAACCUUAAUUACGAUGGGGGGGGGGGACUUAAAUUUGCUGUGCAACAGUAAAAAUGGAAGCCCAGGAGCACGUUCUGUUUCCGAGGAAAAGUUCAAAAACAGGAGCCCCUAUUUCUGGGUUUGCAAAUGAUGAAUCAACAGAAGCAUAGUCAAUCUAUGGACUUCCCUUUUUUUGAAAUAUUUUUAUUGGUUUUUACAACUGCAAGUUUAUAUCAAAUACAUUUAUAUAAUCAAUUCCUGAGAUUCUCUGAAUCACAUGACUUCGCUCCAUCCCUUUCAUGGGUCCUGAUAGUACCGUAUUUGUUGCUCCAUCAGGCGCACCGGACCAUAAGACGCACCUAGUUUUCAGAGGAGGAAAACAGGGGGAAAAUAUUCUGAAUCAAAUGUUGUACUAAACUAUUUAAUAAACUACUGGUAUAUCAGAGUGAGACUAAGAGGGACAGGAGCUGUAUGUUUGUUUAGUGUGCAGGCUCAAGGAGCCAGCGGAUCAGCUGAGACGCGGGGGAUUUGCGUAAUUUCCCCCUCUCCCUCAUCCUCUGCCCUCCAGUCUCCAGCAGCCUUCCUUUUUUACUUCCUGGUUUUCACUGCGCUGGUGGCUCAGAGCUCGAGGUUGGUUGUUUUUUUUUUGCUGCUGGUUGCUUAAAUUUUAUCCUUCCCGAUCUUUCCCCUCCUGUGUCCUGCCGUCCCUCUGCAGCCUCAUUGCUCCGUUUAGGGAGCAGGCGAACCUUCUGCAGCUGUUGCUGGCUGCGCACCACUUUUAAAAGUGCCUGCUGGCUUUGAAUCACCUGUCUCCCUUUACUAUUUUACCUAAGGUAUUUGCCCUGUGCCUGGGUUUUUUUUCCAUUUAACAGUUUGCAGCCUUUUCCUUCCGUUGCUUGUUUUGAGGCAGGAUAGAUUUGAGCAAGUGAUCAGGAAUUGGAUUGCAGGGGAUUCGCCAUUAGCUGUGUAAAAGCGCUCCUGCUUGAAGCCUUCUACGUUGUUUGUACACAUGGCUACUGGUAUCAGGUUCAGUUUGAGUAAUAAGCAGCCCCUGGCAGCAAUAGAAUGGAGCAUAAAAAAGAAGUAGGGGCACUGGGACCCAGACAAUGCUCAAAUCUAUCCUGCCUCAAAACAAGCUGUAGAAGUAAAAAGCCCGCUCCCGCUCCCCUGCCCCUCAUCCUGUGCCCUCCCCAGCCUUUUUUUUCCUUCCUGGUUUUCACUGCGCUCGUUGGCAAGGUGAUGUCUCUACUUUUUCAUUAUAUACCAUUUCCCAAAAUGAUACUGUUAUCUUACAUGACCACCACAUAUAGCAAAAGGUACCCACUUCUUUACAUUUCCAGCAGAUAUUUGAACUUACUCUAUAUGUUUUAGAUAACUUACUAGGAGUCAAAUACCACCAGUACAUCAUUUUCAUGUAGUUUUCUUUCAAUGUACAGCAAGCUGUGAAUUUCAGAUCUGUUUUCCAAAGCCUCUCCCAAUCUGCCAUUUGUAUGUUAUAUCCUAAGUCCCUUUCCCAUUUCGUCAUAACUGAUUUGACCUGUUCAUCCUUUGUAUACCGUUCUAGGAGCAAGUUAUACAUUUUAGACAGAACUUUUUAUGUUACUUCCUAAGAGUUCUUUUUAAAAUUGUGAUGUCUCAUAACUAAAACCUUUCUAUUUGUCUAUCUUAAAGAUAGUGUUUAGUUGAUGGUACUGUAACCAGUCAGUUACAGCUUCCCUUAUCUCUUCAAAAUCUUUUAAUUCCAGUUGGUUUUCAACUUCAGUUAACAGCUCUGUAUAAGUCGGCCAGUUACUUCUCAUAUUCAAUUUUUUUCAGAGAUAUUGCUUCCAAGGGGGAAAGCCACCAGGGUGUUUUUUACUCAAGCAAUUUUUUUUAAAUAGAUAUUUAUUGAAGUUUCAGAAAUUAUAUACAAAAGAAAAACAAACAAAACACAGACAAAAAAGAACAAGUAUAAUUUCAAUUCCUUAUUUUCUUAUGCCUUACUUCGCUGACCUCCUCCUACCUCCCCUUUCUGUAUUCCAAUUUCAAAAUAUUUAUUCAGCAAGUCCUCUCCCUUAAUUUCAUUUAGAUUUACCAUUCUUUUCUUUUAACUUAGACAUUACUACUAUAAAUCACUUAGCUCCUAAACCAUCAUCAUUCUAACAUUUAUUAACCCUUUCUUCAGUUUAUUUUUGAUAACCUUAUUUUCAUUUAGUUUAGUUCAUUUAAAAAAAGAGAAAUCCAGUUUUAUCUUAUCCAUACUUAAUCAUCGAGCUUAUACCUCAGUUCAUAUUCUUAAAACAUUUUUUCUAAGGUCGACCAAGAUUCCCUUCCACGAAUUUCCCAGUUUACAUAGCAAUAAUAAAAAAAUAAAAACAACAAAAUAAAUUGUAAUUAUGAACCCUUUGGAUUCCCAAACUCCACCCCCCCUUCCCGGUUUCAGUCCCCAAAAGUAUCCAUCAGUCUUAAUCUACUAUCAGCCUGGAGAUCUCACGUCCGAGGCACUUACCGUAAUUGUCUUUCAGUUCCUCUCUGCCGGUCUUUUUGAUAGACCUUGAUAUUAAACACCAAAUCUUGGAGAGGCUCCGGCCCAACAGGAUCCAUGUUUUUUCCAGCUAGGCCUCCAUACUUAAAAGUAGAGCCCAUGGGGUGUUCCAUUUCUUGUUUCUUGCUCCUUUCCAGUCCAAAAAUCCCCAAAGCUCUAACCUCCACCUUAAUCACAUUUGUAAUCCUUAGGUCUUCUGAUCUCCACAUAAGAAGAUCUCUCCAUUUCUCAAUCUCCAAUUCAGGCCAAGCUUUCCACAUCAAAUUUUUAUUUUCCUUCAUUGCCAUCAUGUCAGGCCUCAAAGUAGAAUUCUCUUUUAGCAUCUGCACACCGACUCCUCCUUCCUUUUCUUCAAGGGCAACAUAUGUCUCCUUAUCCAUAUUCUCAAAACUCUCAGAUGUCUCUAUUUGUCCAGUUAAAUGGGCUCCUUGUUUCCAAUCCUUAUCCAAUCCAAGAAUGUUAUUUACUGUUAAAUCCAGAGUUGAAACAUUAGAGUCCAGAGUUGAAACAUUUGUAGCCAUAACAUCAAAUUGACCUUGUAACUUUCCUAAGAGAACAAAUGCUCUAUCCAAUUCAUCCUGGAUUUUCCCACCUCCAGACAUUUCUGUAAUGUCACCAAGUCCCUCUAGGGGGAUUUUAGUUCCUUAAUAUUCUUUUCAGCUCGAGUCCAGAAAUCCAGUUAUUUUGUAACAGCAAUUCCUUAUUGUCAACAAAUUGUAACAGAUUGUAACCAAUGUAACCGGCAGAAACAACAAUAACAGUGUUCUCUUUUUCCGUCUUGACAGCCGACUUGACAGCUGUCAAGCUCUUCAAUACUUCAUCAUCAGGCUCUCGGGGCGGUCCCGGGUCCGGGGGGGAUAGAACUUCAGCUCUCAAAAUCAGUUCUUAAUCCUCCAGUAAAGAUUUUGUAAUAUCAAACCGUGAAAUUAAAGUCUUUUACAAGAGAAAAGAGAAAAUUUCUUACGACCUUAGGUAGCAGGUCCUUUGCUUUAUGAUGUUUACAAAGGGGGGGCGGACUUCCUUUUUAACCCUUCCCCGCUCGUUCCUAAUUCAAAGAAAUUCUUCCUUUAGAGCCCAAAUUUCCAUGUUACUCACGGGUUGUUACUUUGAAAUCCGAUUAUUCAAAAGAAGAAGUCAGCGCUCUCCGACAAUGGCUUGCGGCUUCACUCCACAGAAGAAGAGGAAGUACUCUCAGCACCGCACCGCACCCCGACCCCGUUCCAGAGCCUUUAAAAAGGCUCCUUCGCAGAUCGGGGGGCGCAAAUGGUGCCCGCCGAGUCACCACGUUCACAGGCUUCUCCACCUGUGAUUUUUUAGGGUCCCCGCUUCGCCGCAGCAGCAAGACCCGAUCCUGCAGAGCCGAUUCCCUCCAGAGCUCGGAGGGAAUCCGCCAUUAGUCCCCUACUCAAGCAAAUUUUUAUACUUCUCCCAUACCCUACAAAUUUAUUUUCUUAUUAUAUGAGUCUGAAAAGCUCUAUGCACCUUGGCCUUUUCCUACCAUAAAUAUGCAUUCUAUCCAUUAUUUGUGUCCUUCCAGAUCUAAAAUACAGUAUCUGUGUUUUCCAAUGUAGUCCAUUCCUGGUUCUAGCAGAUACAGGCUGUUUCAUAAUAAAGUUUCAAACCCGGCAGGGCAAAACCUCCUCUCUCUCUUACAUCUGUUAAUAAUUUAUUUUUAAUCCUUGAUUUUGUCACUUGGAUAGCUUGAAAAAGAGGAUUAGACUGAUGUCUGUGCUCUGCCCUCAUGGUCCUAGGCAAUAAUGCUUCUUGAUACUAGUUCCUGGAAAGCAAGGGAAGGCAGAGGGCUCUUGUACUCAAAUCCUGCUUGCUGAUUUCCCACAGGCAUUUACCGUAUUUUUCGCUCUAUAGGACGCACUUUUUCCCCUUCAAAAAUGAAGGGGAAAUGUGUGUGCGUCCUAUGGAGCAAAGACGCCAUAGCCCAGCGACCCUCUCCCGGCUGGAGAGGUAACGCGGGGCUAUGGCAGGAGCCUCUAUAGCCGCGUGUCACCUCUCCAGCCGGGAGAGCGCGCGCAGGGCUAAAGCAGCCCCCCGCGACCCUCUCCCGGCCGGAGAGGUGACGCGCGCCUAUGGCAGGAGCCUCCAUAGCCGAGCAUCACCUCUCCAGCCGGGAGAGCGCGCACGGGGCUAAAGCAGCCCCCUGCGACCCUCUCCCGGCUGGAGAGGUGACGCGCGCUAUGGCAGGAGCCUCCAUAGGCCCGCGUCACCUCUCCAGCCGGGAGAGCGCGCACGGGGCUAAAGCAGCCCCGCGACCCUCUCCCGGCUGGAGAGGUGACGCGCGCCAUGGCAGGAGCCUCCAUAGCCGAGCGUCACCUCUCCAGCCGGGAGAGCGAGCACGGGGCUAAAGCAGCCCCCCCACGACCCUCUCCCGGCUGGAGAGGUGAUGCACACCUAUGGCAGGAGCCUCCAUAGGCGCGCGUCACCUCUCCAGCCGGUAGAGCACGCGUGGGGCUAAAGCAGCCAUAGCCCCGCGACUCUCUCCCAGCUGGAGAAGUGACGUGUGACUAUGGCAGCAGCCUCUCUGCUGCGCCUUUACCCUGCUCCCUGACCUGCUCUUUGGGGCUGGUGGUGGGCGUCCCCCCGCCAGCCCCAAAGAGCAGGUCGAAAGGAACCUGUAGCCUGGAGAGCGAGAGGGGUCGGUGCGCACCGACCCUUCUCGCUCUCCAGGCUUCCAAGGUAGCUGCCUGAACGCACCUUAAACGGCACCUUGUUUUAGAGCGGGAAAACAAGAGGGGGAAAGUUCUCCCACUCUCUGCGCAGCGCCUCCUGCCGCUUCACUGAAGGGGCGCUGGGCAGAGAGCGGAAAAUUUUUUUUCCCUUGUUCUCCCCCCUCUAAAACAAGGUGCGUCAUAUUGUCCGGUGCGUCCUAUGGUGCGAAAAAUACGGUAGUUGGCCACUGUGAGAAGAGGAUGCUGGACUAGGUCGUCCUUUGCCCAAUCGAGCAGGCUCUUCUUAUGUUCUGAUAUAGGCAUCCCCUAACUUGGCUCUCCAGAUGUUUUGGGACUACAACGUCCAUCAUCCCUGGCUAACAGGACCAAUGGGAAUUGUAGUCCCAAAACAUCUGGAGGGCCAAGUUUGGGGAUGCCUGUUCUAAGAUAUUGCAAUAUUUUUACAGUUACUUGUGGCACAGUAACACGAAAGUUUGACUUCUUAAUCAUAGGGGAGACUGCUACUUGAGCCUGUGAUCCUUUCCUCCCUGGACAAAGAGAAAUACAGAGAUGUGUCUAAGAAGCCAAUUCCACCACAGAUUAUAAAAUAAUGCAGUUUAUUAAGUGUGAAUGGAGUGAUCAUGUGUUUUUCUUGCCAUUAUCUCACCUGAAUUCCUAAAAGUUUGGAACAUAGAGAGGACAGUGGAGAAAGGAGACAGUGUUAAAAUAAGAGAAGGUGCAUACUGGGACUGACAUGUGUUCACUUCCUUUCUUGUCUUUCUUGAAAGUCUUAACAGGAUUCUCUUCCCCCUCCCCCACUCUCAAACAGGUGAGGAAGAUGUUGGCCAGAAUUCUAUGGAGCCAUCUGUGAAUUCAUUGGGAAGAACAAAGAAACAGUUUAAAUGCCUGGAAUGUGGGAUGUGCUUUAGUCACAGUGGAAGACUGAGGACACAUCAACGAAUUCACAUAGAGGAGAAACCAUUUAAAUGUACUGACUAUCGAAAGAGCUUCAGGGAAAAUGGAACUCUUAGAAAACAUCAACGAACUCACACAGUGGAUAAACCAUUUGAAUGUAUUGAAUGUGCAAAGUGCUUCAGUCGAAAUGGAAAGCUUAGAAUACACCAACGAACUCACACGGGGGAGAAACCAUUUCAAUGUAUUGAGUGUGGAAAGAGCUUCAGUGAAAGUAGAGCACUAAGAAAACAUCAACGAACUCACACGGGGGAGAAACCAUUUAAAUGUCUAGAAUGUGGAAAGAGCUUCAGUAGAAGUGAACACCUUAGAAUACACCAACGAACUCACACGGGGGAGAAACCAUUUGAAUGUAUUGAAUGUGGAAAGCGCUUCAGUGUAAUUGGAAACCUUAGAAAUCAUCAACGAACUCACACGGGGGAGAAACCAUUUAAAUGUAUUGAAUGUGGAAAUAGCUUUAGUAGAAAUGAACACCUUAGAAUACACGAAGGAACUCACACGGGGGAGAAACCAUUUAAAUGUAUUGAAUGUGGAAAGUGCUUCAGUCAAAAUGGAACACUUAGAUUGCACCAACGAACUCACACGGGGGAGAAACCAUUUGAAUGUAUUGAAUGUGGAAAGAGCUUCAGUGGAAGUGGAGACCUUAGAAGACAUCAACGAACUCACACGGGGGAGAAACCAUUUAAAUGUAUUGAAUGUGGAAAUAGCUUUAGUAGAAAUGAACACCUUAGAAUACACGAAGGAACUCACAUGGGGGAGAAACCAUUUAAAUGUAUUGAAUGUGGAAAGUGCUUCAGUCAAAAUGGAACACUUAGAUUGCACCAACGAACUCACACGGGGGAGAAACCAUUUAAAUGUAUUGAAUGUGGAAAGAGCUUCAGUCGAUAUGGAAGCCUUAGAAGACACCAACGAACUCACAUGGGGGAGAAACCAUUUGAAUGUAUUGAAUGUGGAAAGGGCUUCAGUGGAAGUGGAGACCUUAGAAGACAUCAACGAACUCACACGGGGGAGAAACCAUUUAAAUGUAUUGAAUGUGGAAAGCGCUUUAGUCAAUAUGUACACCUUAGAAAACAUCAACGAACUCACACGGGGGAGAAACCAUUUAAAUGUAUUGAAUGUGGAAAGUGCUUCAGUCAAAAUGGAAGACUUAGAUUGCACCAACGAACUCACACGGGGGAGAAACCAUUUGAAUGUAUUGAAUGUGGAAAGCGCUUUAGUCAAUAUGUACACCUUAGAAAACAUCAACGAACUCACACGGGGGAGAAACCAUUUAAAUGUAUUGAAUGUGGAAAGUGCUUCAGUCAAAAUGGAACACUUAGAUUGCACCAACGAACUCACACGGGGGAGAAACCAUUUAAAUGUAUUGAAUGUGGAAAGUGCUUCUGUCAAAAUGGAACACUUAGAUUACACCAAUGA